Messenger RNA from Pelobates cultripes (western spadefoot toad), 44598 nucleotides. Lineage: Eukaryota; Metazoa; Chordata; Amphibia; Anura; Pelobatidae. The record is from the annotation of a GenBank genome assembly.
UGGGCAGAGGAAUUUGACGCUGGAGCAUGGAUGUUGGUGUUAAACUGUUUGAUGAUUUAACCCCUAAUGGUAAGGAAGCCCUAGGGAACUCCUGGCUCCAUCAGAACUUCAUGUUGAUUAAGUUAUGGUACCUUGCUGCGUGUUUUUCUUUUUUGUGUGUGUGUAUAAAUUCUAUAAUAGUUUAAACAGUAGUAGAUCUUGGACAAACUGCUCAAACAAACGAAAAGUUUAAGUGAAUUUGAAAUUUAAUGUCAGUCGCUGAACUGGAAAUAGAGGUACAUUUUCCCCAUUUCUGUUACUUUUGGAUUCAAAAUUGAAAUUCACUUUGAGUUCCUAACAAUUCUCAUUUUCUAGUGGCUCACCUAGCCUAAUUUGUAAACUCCAUUAUUUCAUUGGGUUUUUCACGUCUAAUUGAUAUACAUGAAUAGUUUUUGUCUCUCUUUGUCUGAAGAAUGCCGUAAAGAGCCUGUUCAUAAUAGGACUAACUUACAUAACUGAAAAGAGACUUGCGUCCAUCAAGUUCAGCCUUCCUCACAUUUAUAUUUUGCUGUUGAUACAAAAGAAGGCAAAAAACCCAGUUUGAAGCACUUCCAAUUUUGCAAUAAACUAGGGGAAAAAAUGAUUUAUUGACCCCAGAAUGGCAGUCAGAUUUAUCCUUGGAUCAAGCAGCUAUUACCCUACAUUGAAAUGUUAUAUCCUUGAAUAUUCUGUUUUUGCAAGUAUGCAUCUAGUUCCUGUUUGAACAUCUGUAUGGAUUCUGAUAAAACCACUUCUUCAGGCAGAGAAUUCUAUUGUUCUUACAGUAAAAAAUGUUUUCCUUUGCCUUAGACGAAAUCUUCUUUCUUCCAGUCUGAACGCGUGACCUCGUGUCCUAUCUAAAGUCCGGUUUGUGAAUCGAUUUCCACACAAUGGUUUGUAUUGGCCCCGAAUAUAUUUGUAUAAUAUCAUAUCCCCUCUCAGGCAACGUUUUAAUAACUAAAUCUGGGGGGCGGGGCUGGACCGCCAUGCUAACUAGUCACAGGCAGGAGAGGCACCUGUAGGGACCGCCUGUUUAAGUUGCACUCAAUGGCUUCUAGGCCUCUUAUGAAACAAAUCCCACAGGUGGCUGAUGAUGAUCACACAGAAUCUGAGAUCAUGAGUUUUAGAGCUCCUGGGGGCAACACGAAGAUUCAGAAUCUGCGGCCUAGUCAAGAGAGGAGCCGGGCAGAUGGCUGCUGCCCUGCUUUCACCUCCAACUUUCACACAUCAACACUCCUAAUGGCCUUGUUUCCACCCCCUUUGGACAUUCAGAUUCUCGUGCUAAACUACAAAAAAUGGCUGCCUACCACAACACGCUGAGACUGAUCACACAGCUCGCCUACAACCUAUGGGAGCUCCACUAAACCUAUCAGAAUUGUUUCAGAGACCGGUACAAUCUACAGAGGCACACCUCCAUCAGGCCUGUGACACCCCGACUACCAGAGGAGAGCGGUUGGCUGCUUCCAUCCCCAUACCUGAAUGGCGGGACCGAUUACCGCAAUGCUUACCUGGGCUUCGAGUCUCGAGAGGAGGAACCCUCACAUCGCCGCCCAACACUCAGGGGAACAAUCUUCUCUGGGAAUUCCGUUACCGGCUCGGAAGAGAACCGGAUCCGAGGGUGAACAAAAUGCGGGCUCGUGAUGCAGCCUGGGGCUGGCAGAGUGAAUAAAUCAGGCCCUGCUGUAAUGCUGGGACUAUUUAUUAGAUGAGCUCGAAUUGGGAAUUGCGAGUUUGUAUGCAGGCCUAAGAUAGCAGCUUCAUUGGACGGAUAAAGGAAGAUAUGAAGACCUACGAAUAAUUAUUUUUGUAACUAAUAUUAAUAUGGUAUAUAGCAUUUGUCAUUUUUAUAUGUCCUAUUACAAAAAAAAAAAAAAGAUAGCUUUAAAACACACAGUCAGGGAAGUACAUAGCAUGUGGGGCCCCAGUGGUUUCCAUUUUUUUUUUUUAAUUCUUUAUUUUUGUAGUGCAUAAGCUUAGUACAAUCGCUUGUGAGGUACCCCAGAGGCAAUCCUCCAGUGCAUUAUAAAACAUUUAAACAUAGAGGCACAGGGUUGAUCUUGCACAUUUUUAUAAGGUUGAGUUAUGCGGUAUACGGUAUCGAUGGUCAUUAAUAUAGCAUAUUCAUAACAUAACAUAAAAUAAAAUAACGUCGCUUAACUUUCUGCUCAUGGAAUAAAAUUAAGAUGCUUUGUCUAGUGUAAUGGUAACUAUACCAGUUCACUAGUGUAGUUGAUUCAGUUUUGUGAGUCGCUUAAUAGAAUCAUGUUUUUAAUAAGGUGGAUUAAGAUGCUAUGGAGCGAAUGUUACCUUUCCGAUGUAACUGAUUAUGUGAGAGCAAGAUUACCCAAUGCUCACUACGAUGCAAAGCAAAACAUUGCCCUAUUUAAUGGUAUAUCAGAAACAAGGUAAAUAGCAGGUUAUGCAUACAUUAGCCAACAUGAGGCAAAGUCAUGUGAAGAGAACGUGGAUUCAAACUUAAACAUAACUUUUCAUGUGUUAGUUCAGGCUAGGCAAAUUAUGAGGUUAACGUUCAUAAAUAUAACAGUAAAGGUAAGGUAAGCAUGCAAGUCAGCUGGUGCACACUGGGCAUGUAAAAUGUAAAACAGGCUUAUGAACAAUCAAGGAACAUAAUACUCUUGUCUGACUGUAGUAAAUGAGUAUGUGUCUAACUCUGUGGACUCGCCAGGUGUGUAAAGGCUAGUUAAUACAUUGAUAGAAGCAUAUAGGCUGUGCAACAGAAUAAAGUCAAGCUAUUUAUGGUUAGCCUGGGCGACAUUUCUAUGAGACUGUGGAGACAUAUGUGCACUUUGGUGCUAGAGAUGUAAUAAUAGUACGCUGGGUAAUUUGUAUAUACAUAGAAGGGACUGGCUUAAUGCCAUAUUCAGAGUCCUGUAUGUGUGGAUCAACCCACUCCCGCUCUCACCACGAUAGUCCCACUGUAAGACCAAAGUCUAGCUUUUUGCUGAUGCCCCCUCCAUUGGGUCCAGGUCUCCAUCUGAGCUGAGGCGGAUCGCGCGUUGCUACUGUUUUCCUCGUUGCCGCAUGCAAAGUCCUGGUAAGGAAUGGUGUAGUGGACCCCUUGAUGAUGUAUGCCAGGUACCUGAGCUCUUCUCCCUGAGGCUCUCCGAGUGUGAGUGCGGCGGUAGCCGGUCUGCAGUCUUUUGGUGGAUGGUCAGGUGUGUCCCCCUUGGGGUCUCCGGCGCCGGUGUGUGCUUACUCCGUUUGUGGGGAUGUACUUCGCCAGGUAACGGCCAGCUUGGGGGCUGCUCCAGCUCUGUGCUUUCCCCUGUCGAUGUUGGGGGCGAUCCGGCAAGGGGGUUCCCAACCCCUGUCUCCGGGGCUUGCUGCGCCACCGCUCGCGGGGGGCCAUCUUCCUCCAAUCGGCUCCUUUUUUAAGUCGGGCUUCACCCGCCAGCAAGGGCGCUGGAGUGGUUUGCACCUUGGGCGGGGGGGAUACAUUAGUUUGUAGAGUUUAGUCCAGAAAUCCGCAAAGAUACGGUCUAUGCGAUCUGGGUCCAGCACAUGGGAUGUCGGGGAUUCGUCGCAAGUGAGUUUGGCAUCCGCCAUUUUGUGCCAGUGUCUAGGGUGGUUGUUCUGUCUAAUGCACCUUUGUCGCCUUUGAGGUGAGUGCCCUGCUUGUGCCGGGAUAUCCCUCACCGGCAGUGGGGGGAGAACAGGUGGUAGGUGUCAGUUGCAGGCUCAGGGUUGUGUGGACGUGAGGUCGAGAGAACGUCCGCUACCCCGCAUCCACGCCGCUACGCCUCCCAGCCACCCCACCCGAGGCUUCAGUGAUCCCGGUUGCUUGCUCUAUGCUCCCGCGGGUGCCCUCAGGCAAGUGGUAAGUAGCAAACCAGGUCAGCUCCGUUAUUUCCCGAUUUAAUGGUUUAAAGUCCAGAGCUCCGGGUAGAUGCGACCGUCUAGCGCGGCGGUCAGGCUCCGCCCCCUGUUUUCCUUUUUUUUUUUGUAACAACUGCUUAAUAUUAUCUCUAUUAUUAUGUUUUUCCUGUUUCUUUAUUAAAAAAAAUGUUCUUACUAUUAUUUUUCAUCCUCACUAAUUGCUAGUUAGUCUGGCCAGCAUAUAUGUUGCCUCUCUGUUUAUUUGGUAUUGGCAGGAUGAUUGCCCUCAAAUCUGCACUGUCACUUCCAUGCCAUUUUCUACUGUCUGUGGGGAUAUUUAUGGGAUAAUAAUAGUAAACAGUGAGAAUUGCCCACUAAUUCAAUUCUCAGAUCCCAAAGGUCGUUAUCGUGUUAAGUGAAAAGUAUUUCAUAUAAAUAAAAUCACAAUUUUGUUAUAAAAAUAGAUUUGAUUUUAUAAUAAAUUAAUUAAUAAUGAUAUGUAACAUGCGUGACAAUAAUCAAUGAAUAUCCAGUAUAAAAUGGUAUGCAAUACAAAGGAAUGGCUAUACACAUUUCAAUGGCUAAACAGCAUUUUCUGUCAAAACUUACACGAUUUAUGACUAUCUUUCACAGAGAGAAAGCGAAGCUUUUCACAGCGAAGGGCCAUAAAACCCUGGCUAACAGUUAGAUCAACUGAAUAACCCUUUCAAUGCUGGCUAGAUCCUCCUAGGUAAUUAAGAUCUAUUCUUAUGCAAUUUUAAAUAAAAUAACAUUUAAACCAGUUCAUUAGUCAUUUCCUGGAACCAUCCAAUAAGAGAAUCUACCAUAUUUUUACAAAAGCAGAAUUUAAUUCGCCUAAAAAGAUAUCUUAUCUUAUUUUAGAGCAAAUCAAUACACCUGGAUAAAAACAGCGGUAUGCUAACAUGUGAUACUAUCACAUUAAUAUAUAAUUAUUCUUAAUUCCACCAGCAGAAUGGAAUGUUUAUAACUAUAUAUUCUUUAGUUAACUAAGAUUUCUUAAUAUGGAAAUCUGACCGUGAUUUAUCCAGUCAUAUAUCACGCUAUUAGUAAAUUUUAAUUAAUUUCAUUAUUUAAAUGAAACCAGUAUAAUUACCAGUUGAGUAGAUAUUUCAUCCGAUUGGUAGUCUUAGGAACUUGUUUGGAUGUCUCUCUGCAUGGAGGUGUGUAGGAAUUUCUGAGUGUAAAGUAGUGUUGGUUAGAAAGGGUCAAAGAGUUUGUGAGUUGAAUGUUAGUCUCAGAUGUUGUCCUGGGUUUCUCUGCAUGUCUGAGUUGGAGUCCCCAAACUUCCAAUUCCUCUCUCUCCUCUUCUCCACCCCCUGUCUUCCCUUUGUCCUAACUUUUAAAGGGACAGACUCUCUGUACGUCAUCAGUUGAUAACCUAAUAGAAGCACUAGAGGUGUGCUUACCUAGGGAUCGCAAUUUAGGUAUUUGGUCUAUAGAGGGCAGUCUUGUCCCACUAAACAUACCUAUCCAGGAAAGAGUUAACUUUUCCUGGUGGCUAUUUUGACGUCAUUUUGGCUUAUCUUUAUAGUGGCCAUAACUUAAGUUUCCUUUCACUUCAAAGGGUUUUCUCUUAGUUUUGUCCAGACUUAGUGUCCGCAAUUCCUGCUAUAAUUUCUAAAAUGGCAGUUCAUGAACUAUGUUUCACCUUUUCCGUACAAUGGUACCUUAUAAAAUUAAGAAAGUAAAAUUAAAUUAUUUAAUCUUCUCUGUCACAAAUGUCUGGGUUUAGAAUUGAUUAUAUUCCAUUAGCAUUUAGACAGUCUGUCCAACCCCCGUUCUCCUUAUCACUUGGUUUGUAUAUACUAUGCAUUCCUUUAGCUCUGGGAAAGUGGUUAGUUUUACAGAUAGGAUAGAAAUUUCGUGUCUCUUUGUUAACUUGAAAAUAACAAAAUGGAGUCUGGUCUGUUCAGAGUGACUCAGCAUAUACACUUUUAAUUUCUAUCAUAGCACAAGAUGUCUGCCGAUAUAAAUACCUUGACAUGUCAUAAACAUGUCAAUCCUCAAGCAUGUCUAAUUUGUCAUUGUCAGUAUGUUUUGCAUAAUUUCAGAACCAGUAUCUGUACCAUGCCAGACUAGCCUGCAAUAGCUUGUAAGUUACUCGCAGCUUGAGCCUAAUCAAACUAUUCUUGCAUUACACUUCCAUGUCUAAUAAUACACUCUUGAAUACAUAAGCUGUGUUGCCCUGGGGUCUAAACAUGUUUAUUAUCUUGAAUCUUUAUUUACAUUAUAAAAAACGUGCGAAGAUAGCAAAUGCCACAUACCGUAGCCCUGUAUUUGUCUUCAAUAUAUGUGUAAUUCAAUGUCAGUCUCUACACCUGUAUUGCUGUUGUUGCUCCUGUACUCUGAAGCACAACAAAAAUAAUUUAAAAUAAAAAAAAUACAUAAAUCUAGAAUUUUUUGUAAUUCUUUAUUUUUGCUGUGCAUGAAAUAACAUUUGCAUGUCAACAAUGCCACAACAGCAUUCGCCAACAAUUUGAUAACACUUAUUUGUUAAUAGUUGUAUAGCAUUCUGAGAAAACGCACAAUUUUUUACAAGUUGCUAAUACAAGCUAAGUACAUGCUCGAAUUGGUUUGGUAUAAAGCUAGGCACAUAUCUAUGUUAUUCAAGUGAUGUUCGGUGAUGAGAUUAGCAAUACAGUCUAGAUAUGAGAUAUAUGAAAUUACUAUGAAGCACACUUUUAUAGUUGCAAGAUAGGGUAGUUUGUUAGAUGAGGAAAGGCUCCUAGCUAUUAGGUUUAAAGUAUUUUCAGGUUAGACCCGAUUAACUAAGAGCCUGUGAGUUCAACUAAAUGUUAAUAUUAGCAGGGCUUGUUGGUGUUGGAUGUAUACGUUAAUUGUAUAGGAAUCAACACAUGAGGGCCUGCUUGGCUUUGCUAUGUGGGUACUUUAAGAUUGGUUGGUAUUCUGAUUUAAUGAAUAUUCCCACUUCUAUGGCACUCUGUUAUGAGGGUUCGAUAAGGUUUGGAAGCUCAGGGGGAUUAUAAGCACAGGCAGUGGGCUAACAAGAUAGUGUUGGAACACAUGUAAGAGGGGUUAACUUCAGGUAACUUAGCGGAGAGUCAAUUACGGGUCUGUCGGGUUGAGCCUGCUACCGUAUACAGUGGUGCACUGUUGGUCCCUAUGCACGAUUAGUCCCUAUCAAUCACCCCACUCCUGUUCUGGAGGCUUGGUGUCGGAGCCCGGUGUGUGGGUCAUGGUUGGGCCAUCACUGGUCACUCUCUCUGUGUGGGGCCGCCAUUUUCCCCCCGUUGCCGUUUUUCCGGUCGUCCGCAGCUGUGAUCUGGAACGGAGUGGGAUGCUUUUGGCUGCUGUUCGCCAUGCGGGGCAGGUAAGCACUUCGGGUCCUGCAUCUUCUUUGUACUGUGUGUCCUCGUUGGUGUCUCCUGCGGUGUUUCUGCCUCUCUUGCAGCUUGAUCCGCCGUCGUGGAGUGGUCGAUCCAGCCGGUGAGGCCUGCAGAGCCUUCCUCUGAGUUGGAGGCAGCCUCUCUGUUGCUUGGCUGUGUGGCUGUUGCUAGGUAGAUAGCUUUGUUCUGCCCUCUAACUUGCUCCAGAAUUUGGCUAGUAUUGCGUCCAGCUUCUGUGUGAUGCUUUGGUCUGAAUCCUUGUGGCCAGGGAGGCACGUGGCAGCCACCAUGUUGGGUGUCAUGCUGAGCAGUAUGUAAGUCGAGGUGGCUUCGCCCUGUGCUCUCCCUGUUCCGGGUUUGUCUCUCAGAGGUGGACCGCGAUCCCCGACGGUCGGGGUAGCGGGGCUCCUGCUUGCACUGUUGGCGUCUCGUGGUGCCGGAACGGGAGAUUGGCCGUCUCUCCCGCUCUACGAGCACCAGGACUCAUGGCGCACAUCUGUCGGCCAGCCGGCCUCACGUUGGUCGCAGACCUCCAUGUCAGUGUUGUGCCCCUUCGUGGGUCAGGUAAGUCAAUUUGGGCUGCUAUUUUCGAGUUAGGUAGGGCCAAACUUGACAUAGAUUGCCCUAUUGUCUGAGGAGCUCUGCAGAAGCAUGUCUGCUUUCCAUGCUGGUCAGGCUCCGCCCCUCAAAUCUAGAAUUUAAAAAUUUAUCAUUCAAAAUUUAAUAAAUAUCUUCCAUCAAUAAAACAUUAAGAUUGGAUCACCUUGACAGAGCUCAGGUAUGCGCAUUAUCAGAUUCCAAUCUAUCCCCAAGAUUUCAAAUUCCUGAGGUUCUACAUUGUGGGAAACAUUUUCAAUUCAAAGGUCUCCCCUUCAGUCUAAGCUUGUUCCCUAGGUCAUUUUUGAAGGUGCCGGUCAGAGUGAUUGCCUUCCUAAGAGAGCAAAGAUUAAAAAAUGAAUCAUAAUUUGGACAACAUUUUCAUAGUGGCAUCAUCCCUUAAACUGGCGAUUCAGCAUACAGAGAUUGCGCUUCAAUGUCUACAUCAUCAUGGAUGGGCAAUAAACAGGGUCAAAUAACUUUUCGUUUUAUCUCACAAGAUCAUAUAUCUAGGAGAAGCAACAGAGACACCAUCAUGAGAAACAAAAUUAGUGACAGCAAGAAAUUAUGGGAUUUCUCACUUCCAUGAUAGGUCUGGUGAGAUGGGCUCAGUGGAAUGAGGCCUAUCAAAAUUAAUUUCCUUUAGCCAGUUCAAGAAACACUAGAACAAUUGGAACCAACUAAUAAGGAUUACCCAUCAUAUCAAAGCCCAUCUUAAAUGGUUGAUAUCUCUCCAGAAUCUCCUUAAAGGUUUUCCACUAGAAGACCCAAAUUGGCAAGUAAUUACAAUGGAUACCAGGAUACUCCAAAGUUGGAGAGCCCAUUUCAAUUCUACCUGGACUCUGAGGUUUGAACGGAGUUUCAAAUUCCCUGAGAACUAAGCCACCUCCAAGGCUCUGAAAGUUCCUUCAUUACACCAAAAAGUGGUACUAAUAAGCACAGCCAACAGGGCUGUUGCUCCCUAUGUCAAUCACCAGGGGAGUACGAGGAGCAAACAUCUUCCACAAUGAAUCUCCUAAUUUAAUUUGCCCAGAAACACCUACUAGAUUUAAAUGCUCUGUACCAGAAGAAGCAUUUAGCAAGGAGAAUGGAGUCUGCAUUCUGAGGUGUCCAGCUUGAUCUCGGAAAAGUGGGGCAUACAUCAGAUCGAUUUAAUGGUGAACCAGAGGAAAGCACAAGUCCAGAAAUUUUAUUCACCAACUCCAGACAUUCUAAUCGCUUCAAUGUUUUCCAGCUGGACAGUCAGAAGGGAGAUCGGCCACCUCUCCCAUGCCAGCAAAUUCUGGUAGGCUGCAAUUCGUCAUCGGGUUCAGGUUGCAUCGCAGACACAAAAACCCCACAGAUUGAAACUCGGGGUAAUACCAACACUCUCCUGCACUAAAAUUGUAAUUUAGUUGUGAUACACCUCAGUAAGGUAGCUUAAUAGUCAGUCCUUGUACAGUGCUUAGUGGGACCAGUCUGCUCGGCAGCUAGGCCCUGGUAACCGCUUUUGAAUUCAAUGACUGUCAUUCUGGGGCAGAGAAAAAAAACUUUCUGAAUUUGUUGCAAAAUUGGAAAGCAAUUCAAACUUUUUUUGGGGGCUUCUUUUGAAUCAACAAAAAAAAAAAACAAUGUGAGAGAGGCUGAACUUGAUGGACAUCACUUUUCAGCCUAUGUAACUUUAUCCUGUAACUCGGCGCCUCCAACUUAGUUAUCAGUCAAUUAUUAUAAGCGCAAUACUUUGCAUCUUGCAGUCAGCAUAGAGAAAGCAUACAGAGAAGAGGAGAAAUGAAACAAUAUUUUUCUUUUCUCCUGUUCAUUUGCAAUGGUUUUGUCUUAUCUGAACUGGAUAAUGAUGUAAUUUGCUAAAUCUUUAACAUACAUUUAGAAUACAAUGGAGUAUCUUAUGUAUAAGUGGAUAUUUCCAAUGUUUUAUUCAGUCGUUUAAAUUCCUGAAUUGAAAGUUUCUCUUUAAAUCAUACUUAACUACUUGCAUAACACCGAAAGGAGACGCAUUUUCAAAACUGCUGGCCGAUAACAUAUUUCUAUAAUACAAAUAGACUGCGCUGUAAAAAAAAAAAAAAAAAGUGUAAUGUUGCAGGAGAAGGGAUCCAAGUCAUUCCCAUAUAUCACUUCAUAUUUGGCAAAGAACUCCAGCAAUAAGGUUUUCAGCCAAGAGAUUGCAGGUUAUUGGCACCCCACCAACUAAGAACUGAAUAAUGUUUCUGCCAAGAUUGAAAAUCAUCCAAAAGAACACAUUUUGAGCCACAUAUAAAACUGGAAAUUUAGAAUACAGUAUACAAUUAAACUAGACAAAUCAAAAACCUGCACCUUAUACCCAUAGAUAUUUGGACCGUUUUAGUACGCAUGUAUGGCCAUUAAAGUGUUAGCUUAACUGCCAACAUCAAGGAAAAGUUCUCAGGUGACCUCCAGUCUAACAGCUAUGAUAGCUUUGUUUUAUCUGCUUUUAUGUUGAUUGGGAGACCAUUGAAGUCGUCUGGGUGCAAUGUCUCUGUCCCUCUUAGUCCUGCAAUGUAAAUUGCUGCAGUUUUUGAACUAGUUGUUGUCAAUCAGACAGCCACUAGAGGCGCUUCCUGCAUGAGGACAUCGAGCAUCAGUUAAAUCCAUUGCAGCAAUUCUUUCCUCUGGGGAGAGUCUAACGCACUCACCGCACGUGUGCAUUAUCCCCCCCUCCCCCCCAAAUCGGAUGAUGUCAGAGCUCUGAGCGUGACAGUGAGCUAACACUUUUUACAGCCAUACAGGGAAAAUAAAAGCCAAUGUUAUUUAAGACCAUACAUUGGGGUUUGGUAGAGUACACACUGUAAACUCCAUGUAAGCCUUCUAGUAUUCAGCUUAAAUAAAUAAAUAAUAAUAAAAAAAAGGUACAUGUUCAUGAUGAAAGGAAAAAUUUUAUUAAUGUUGUUUCCGCCAAUAAGUGAAAUCUGUACAUAAACAAAGCGCUAUUCACAAAUAUGCUGAAAAUGAGAUUUGAAAAUAAUUUCCAGUUUGAUGAUGCUGCAGUGUAUUUUCCUGUAUUUGAUUUAACACAAUCCCUUUUUGUAGGGAUCGCUUGCUAUAGAGGAUAAAAAGACUUUAUGAAAGCGGUUACAUGGAUAUUAACACUGUCAAAUGAAGUAAUAAAAUGGGUGUUAGUGGUCCCAUGUUAUAAAACAAAUAAAUCCAAUAUGCACUUUUAGCUGCAGAAACCCUUCUGUAAUUGGCUAAACGAAGCUGCAUGGCUCACAAUCACUGAACAUUUUCAGUGCUGUCUGGCUGAACCUCAGAUGUGUCUGUGUCUUGGAUAUUAGGGGCACCUGGAGUGCCAGCAGGUUCACUUGAGUUUUCUGUAUACUCCACCCUCUCAAACAGAAUUAGGAGCUCACAAUGAGGGGUUUGAGGAAACAGGUCCACAGCUAAUGCUCGAACUGGCCUGAAAGGACGUCCUUUGACUCUGUUUGAAGGUGCACGACAUAAGCUAGAAAAGAGGAAGGUGGAAUAGGAUUUGAAUUAUAAAGUUAAAACAUGUAAAGUUUGGAUAUGUUUUAGAUGAAAAGUUUGUAUUAAAUUAUAAUAGGACAGGAAAAAUUGGUUAAUAUUCUCUUAUGUAAGCAAAUUAAAAAAUAAAUAAAUUAAAAAAAGAGGAUUGAUCAUGGACACAGCCUGAUUGCCAUAAUUCAGUAUUACUUUAGCACAGAUCUAAUCUGAGAAACGGCUCUUCUUUGGCCCUUGGUAAAGAUCUCUUAGGAUAUUCUGCUCUACAACACUUGUCUUCCACGUGAUGACCUUGCAGCAUUGCAGCAACAUUGCACUUCAAUUUUAAAUACACUACCUACAAUUCUCAAAUUCUUCUUUACCAAUCUAAUUAAAGACGUGGGGGCACUCGCCAUAAUCAUAAUAGCUUAUUAUAUUAACACUGCUAUUAGCAUCUCGAUGCCAUCACCCAUUUUCCGUCAAAUAAUUUUAAACUGAUUUGACAAAAAAAAAGAAAAAAAAAAAGAGUUCUCACCUUGGCACCUUCUGCAGGUGUACAAACGAUGUGGUAAACUCAAUUCAGCAUUGUGUGUAUGCAUGUACAAAGCCUCCUAUCAAUGGAGGGCAGUUAUAGUUUGAGAGCACCUGGUGUGGGUAAGUAAACUCCUCUCAGCCUGUCAUUGUCAUCAGUCUUUCACGCCUUUGACUAAUGUGGAAGUGAAUCUUUUUUUUUUCUGUUCCAGAAAAUGUAGUGAGGACAACCAAAGAAUCAUAACACCAUAGCAACCAGAAUGAAAGAGUGACCCUUUAAAAGCUUGCUCAAAAUCCUAGAAGCACACUUUGAUCACUUAUUUGAAUUAGACUUGAGCAUUUUAACACAUGAAAACUGAAAAAAGUACACAGCUAUCCUGUGCUUUAUUAUUAAUAUUGGUUAUUAAGCAGGCAAACUGAUUGUCUCAAACUAAAAACACUUACUCAACAAAGUUAGACAUUGCACCCUUGGGGUUGCACGACACAUAUAUCAGCUGUUUCAGGUGUUCAGCUUUUCUGAUUGCUAUGAUCACCUUGGAAUCUGUAGUUUUUAGGACAAAAAGAGAAUAAAUGUUAUCGUUCCUAGAUAAACAUCUGUAUGAAAAAGAUCUCUGCAAAACAGCCAUAGAAUAGGAAAAUGAUUAAAAAUGUUGUUGUGUAAUAUAUGUUGUUGCCAAAGAAUCAGUGAGUAGGAGAAGGUGGCAAUGAAGAACUAAAAAGAAACUACUGCUGAUGAUGUAAAGAUGAAGGAGUUGGCAGUCUCAGACAUUGUUUAAUGCUAUGAAUCACUUCUACAUAUAAUUCAUCAUUUUAACAGUUUUAGUCUUAAGAUAGAAACAUGGAUAUUUUAAUUGCAAAAACAUUUUGAAUGAAAUCAAGAUUAAAAAGGAGAUAAGCAGCCAAGUGAAAGGAGUAAUAUUGCUACACUGUUGCAUUCAACAUGUUCACAAGCUUAAGUGGAAGAGAAAAUUACAAAUAACAUUAUGUUAUGACAGGGCAAGUAAUAACCGCUAUGUAUUAGGACUCUAGUGCAGUUUUGUUAAGAAUUGUGAAGUCUGGUACUUACGCAGGCCUGCUCGAGGUGGGUCAACAAUAGCAACAGGGUUCUGAGAGGUGAAGGAGUUAAUCAAAGCAGGAAAAAUGUCUUCUGCCUUGCCACACUGAAAGUCAAUGUUCCCAAGAUCUGCAAACAUAAGAAGGUUUAUUCUUGUGAUUGGUUAUUGAACAUGAAUCUGUUGUAUGAUAAACAUUUCAUGUGCAAAGAAAACAAUUCCCCUUGCUAGCAGCUCACAAGUGUUACACUCUGUCACCCCCAGAACAAUCCAACAUGCUUACUCUAUCAGGAAAAUCUUGGAAAAUUUAGGAGAAUCCCCUUUAUGGCUAAUGAAAUUCAUGCAUUAUAUUAUACCAACAGGAUUAGAUGCAAAACCCAAGGUGCCAUAAAUGCCUUCAAGAACCAGAGACAAGUCUAUUAUGCCACAGAACAAACGCAGGUUUUUUUUAAAAGUUUCUAAUUCAAAUAGAAAAUGUUAAAUAAUAAAUACAUCUACACCUUACUUAUUUUUUACAGAUAAUACAGUUACACAAACAGUCAAGAUUACUAUUGGUGUAAACUAAACCAUUACAAAGAAAGAAAAAAAAGACUAUAAAAACAUUUAAUCAGAACGCAUAUGGGCAAGUAGACUUAUAACUCUCUCUUUUCAAAACAGUUGUUUUAAGUAACACUAAAUGGUCAGGAACACAUACAUGUAUACCUGACCCUGUAGUGUUAAAAACACAUGUAGAGUCCCCGGCCACCCUUAAAUAAAAAGAAAACAUACCUUAUUUCCAGCAGCGGUGGCCCCGUCCACGAUUCACCUUUUUUGGCUGACAUCAGAAUGGAAAGCAUUUUAUUGGCUGAGAUUGUAUAUUCUGACGGGGGUGGGUGGGGGCAAUUUAAAUCAAUACACCUCUAUGGGGAGCAUUCAGCGUCUCCAUGCAGAGUGUAGAGACACUGAAUAGAAUUGCUGUGCAGCACUGACCUAUGAAGCACCUCUAGUAGACAUCUGAUGAGUGUCCACUAGAGGUGUUCCUAGGUAGUAAUGGAAACACUGCAUUUUCCCUGAAAAGACAGGGUUUACAGCAAAAAGCCCGCAGAGACUCACUAUACUCACCAGAACAAAUAUAUUACGCUGGUGACUAUAGUGUCCCUUUAACAAACAUGCACACAACCCAUAGAUUGCUAUCCCAUUAAGUACAUACCAUUAAUCUGUGCAUUAGCCUUGGCAUCUGCAAUUGCUUCUUGGCAAAGCUCAAUUCCAACAACUUUCUUUACUUUCUUUUAAGGGAAAAAAAAAUGAAUGCUAAAGUUUGUAAGGGAUUGGUAAUCCGUUAAAGCACAUUAACAGUGAAAAUAAAUCAAAGACAUAACAACUAAUAGUCAUCUAGUAGAAAGAUUAAUGACAGUUACAUGUAGGGAGAUUAUUUACUAGCUUGAAUGAGUCAAGCACUUUAACCCCUUAAGGACACAUGACGUGUGACAUGUCAAGAUUCCCUUUUAUUCCAGAAGUUUGGUCCUUAAGGGGUUAAUAUUACCUCCUAGUGAUUAUAAUUUACUCAAGAUAAAUUUGGAAGCAAAUAUCUGCAAGAGCCAAGGGGACCUUAGAAGAUGCACCAAGCAAAGUGCAAUUUGUUUUGACAACCACAAUUAAAUAGCAUUCUACAGUAUUGUUUUGUAUUCAUAGUUUCACAUUCCUUCCUUUGCAGUUUGUUUGCUAUGUAAAGUCGAAUAAAGCCAUAAAAAAUAUGAUCUAAUGUACACAAUAUGUGUAAUUUCACGGACUGUAUUACCAAAUGCAAGCAUUAUAUUUUGCAACCAGCCAAAAUUCCAAUGACAAAAUCUAAACGCUAAAAUAAAACAUUAAAAAUAAAUAUUAUUUAGAACAUAAGAGUGUUCCUCCAAUUAAUUUUCAGAGUGGACAGACAUAGCAUCAGUUGUCAAAUAAAACAUCCAAAUGGCACAUUUGACAACAUUUUGGGGCAUCAGCAAAAUAAAGAAUAUGAGGAGGUAGGUACCUCUGCAUUACUCCUACUUUACUCACCUUUGCCAAGGAGAUACCAAUAGUACCCGUUCCACAACAGACAUCCAACACAGUGCUGUUUUGGUUCAACUGAGCCCAGUCUGCAAUUUUGGAAUACAGUACCUCUGCAGCUAGUGUAUUCACCUGAGGUCGAAUUUGAUAUAAUCAAACAAAUAUAGGUCAGUCACACAUAAAACAGGACAUACUAAAUAUUCCACUAAAUAAAGGAAGCCAUAUCCUCAAACUAUGAUCAGCUUAACACAUUUUAAAAGAACCCUCUUCCCCUCCCCCUUAUGAAAAAACAGCACCACUAUCAAAAUGUAUAAAGACGCCUGUGUUUAUAUUUAAAUGUAAUCCUGAAACGGUCAUAAUAAGGCAUAUACUGUAACAUAUAUUGUGGUGAAACACACAGAACUACUCACUAAUUAUAGCUUCAAAUAGAUAGCAUACCAUAAAGAAUUUCAGUGGGUUAAUGAACCAAUCUGUGCAUUUACAAGUGUGGAGAUUUGCUUCAAAAGGCUGCUCACAGCAUAUCCAGAAUGAGAUGAUUUAAUGUAAAUAAAAUUUGAGUGCAGUGAUAGAGCUGUAGUAUAACAUACAAACAAAUUAAUGAUCGGUUUCUUGUUCUAGAAAAGUGGCAUAAGUGUAGGCUUACAGAGCAAAACAAGUGAUGAUCUGUUUCUUGCGCUAAAAAAAUGGCAUAAGUGUAGGCGUAUGAAGAAAACAAAUGGUUUUGCUUCCCUCCUCCGUUAUAUACUCACCCAGUCUCCACUCCUUCAAAAAAUCUUUAAAAACCCACUUCUUCAUAAAAGCGUAUCCAUUAAACUAUUAAUAGCUCCUGACUGAUUCCUCUUCUGCAGCUGUCACUAGUCCAGUACUAUCCUUACCUUUUGUGUCACUUUACCCCACUCCCUCUAGCAUGUAAGCUCAUUGAGCAGGGCCCUCAACCCCUCUGUUCCUGUGUGUCCAACUUGUCUGGUUACAACUACAUGUCUGUUCGUCCACCCAUUGUAAAGCGCUGCGGAAUUUGACGGCGCUCUAUAAAUAUCAUAAUAAUAAUAAUAAUAAAUGGGAAAGGAGAGAGAUGAAACCGUACAACCAGAAGUUCCCUGAAAACCUCUGAACUAUAAAAUACUCAUCAAAAUUCUGGAUUUUCACUAUACCUGGAAAAAUGCAUGGGGUGAUAUGCGAAACGUAAGUCCCAGUAGCUCCUCAUGAAUAUAUUUGUCUCCACCCAAAUGCUCCACAGGUAAAUCUUCCAGAUUUGGUGACUUCCUACAAAAUCAACAGGAUUUCAUGCUACAGUAAAGUUUAUGAAGGCUAAAUCACUGCUGUGUAAGACAAUAUUAUUUGAUGUUUACAAAAGAAAAAGAACAUAUACAAUUUCUUCAAUACAACAAAGUAUAAAAGGAAUCCCACCAAACAUGGAGCCAAGUACAUUACAUUUCUUGCAAUUAGCCCCUAGCAGUAUCCACAAUGCUAAGAUCAUAUCAGUUGUUCAUAAGGAUAAUUACAUCACCUGAUUGUAAUCUCAGACAUUGUUUUCUAACCCGUGAUUGGGGAAUAAUGCCGUGUUAAGAAACAAGUUACUAGAAGCAGAUUCAAGUAAAUCACUCUUUAAAAAAAAUGUAUUAGACAGUUCAUAAAAGCAAACGAUAGAGUUUAUGGGAGAGUAAAGAACAAUAAUUUUUACAAUAAAGUAUAAACCAAAUAAAGUUAGAAUCCAAACCAUGUUUUCAGUGAAUAGUAAAGUAAAGAGUAGAAAAGUGAAAAAUAAAGACCAUGGUACCUUAAGGAGACAUUCAAAUAGCAGUAUUGUGGGGGUGGAAAUAAGUCAUUGAAGACCACACUCAGUAAACGUAAGGCAAUUGCCCAGAUUGCUAGUUAAUAGUUAUAGAGUUAUGUAGCAAAUAAAAGGAAGAAGAUUGCGGUGACAAAAAUUAAUGACAAAGAAAAACCAAAAUAGAAGAAAGGUCCAGGCACUCCAAGGUACAAACCAGGCAAUUUUAUUGAACCUACACGGUCUUUGGGACAGAGUGCAGUUCCACACCCUACCAUAUAGAAAAACCAAAGCAUUUAAGAAACACCAUCAACAGUAGAGGUUUAACUGUAUCUGUACUAGUAGAGUUGCAGGGUGAAGUCUAAAAUAUAAUUCCUGUCUGUGCUCAUAAGCAGGUAGAGUUGGAAAUUCUGGGAUAGUUGUGGAAACAUAAUUUCUUAAAAUUUCUGUGUACGAGGCAGAAUUCGCAAAGUCCAACUUGACAUACGCAUUUGAUGCACAACAAUAAAUUUUUCUAUAUGCACCGAUUGAUGGGAGUGUUUGAUCUCACCACAAACUAUCUGGCAACACACACUCACAUUCUCUCUUUCUAAAAUAGCAUUAGUCAUGAAAAAAUAUAUCUUAAAGAAAAAAAAAAGUAUAAAACACAAAUAAUGUAAUACCGAUGACAGAUUCAGUUUAAUCAAACCAACCAACCUUUGACCCUCUUCAACAAAGUAAAGAGAGGUAAUGCCACUGUCUUUUCCUGGUCCGUUAAUGAAAUAGGUCGCUAGAGAUGUUUUCAGUUCCACAAGCACCUCCUUGCUAAGUUUCUAAAAGCAAAGAAAUAUUUGUGUUAGAACGCGCCAAGUACAAAUUUAUGAACUACUACCCUGAGAAAAUAUCUACUAACCUGUGGAUUGAAAUACACCAUUGCCAUGACUUGCCCCUUCCUGCUGCUACGGACAGUCAAUUGCUUCCAGUGACCUUCAUAGGAUUCGGGACUGUAAACCGCAUAUGGGGUUGUGCUGUGAGCAAAAAUCAAACACAAUCUCAAAAAAAUAAAAAAAAAACACCAAAAAUAAUAUAGCUGAAUGGAAGACCUAUCCAGUGUCAUAACCAAUAACAGUGAAAGCAACUGCAAACAGGCCAGGGUGCCUUCAUUGCAGGUCUGGCCACCAGCUCAGGGUAGCCAUGGCUAAUAUGUAUAUGACAAAUGCAAAUCCACUGGAAGGAUAGAACAGUCAUACUGGAUGUAGCAACAUACCGGAUAUAUUCCUGGAAAGCCUUCACAACCCUCUUGGUGACAGCAGGGAUGUGAAUUGUAUCAAAUGGUUCCACAACAGCACAUGAACCCCCCUUAUAUUUUCCCAGUCUGCAGCCAACUGUCUUAUCUUCUUGAUUUGCACCAAUCCCAAUCAGGAAUUCACAUUUGUUACGAUACUCCGUCUAUUAAGAGAAAAAAGUUCUUGUCACUCACCUUAUGAGGUAGACUGUACUUCACACCGUCUUAUGUUGUGUUUAGAUUUACACUGUAUAAACAGCAGGUUUUUUCCCCCUAAACGUCUAUGUAUUAAAUACAUUUAAAAAAACACUCAACAACAACAAAACAUCUUGUUGUCUAUGUUUUUGCUACAUAUGUGUUUUUUUUGUCCUUAUACAAUCUAAUUUGAUGAAUCAAAAAGACAUAAUACAAAUCAAUAAAUCAUAAAUGAACAAACUACAUAGGUUAUAAAAUAUGCUUUUUCCAUUGGUACCUGUGUGGGGGAUGGAUUCACCCCCUCAAAGGGGCAGCAUAAUUUAUUGUACUUCUGUUUCUGAACAAAAAGCCAAGGUAAAAUGGCCUUGUUGGUAUUUCCGAUUUCCCUGCCAAAAGAGAGAGUGGGAGGCAUUAAACAUGUCACAGAAAUACAGCUAAAGACUGAUUCAACAAUAAGCAACUGGCAUUGUAUAGUUAAUAACUAUGUAGAAUAUCCAGAAACCUUGGUUAGGACAGGAAUGUAUCAAAAUGUAACCAGAAUGUAAACAUAAUCCAUUGUGGAAUGUCUAUCUACUCUUAACUUCUUGUCAUCUCCCCCUCAAUACCAGCAUAUUAAGUAACUCAAAAGAAAAUAGGGAGAAAAAAAAAACCAAAUCGUUUGGAAUCUGCAUGUAACACAGUUUUGUGAAAGUUUAACAAACUUUAAGAAACCAUGUUUUAUAUCUAUACGUUCAUAAAUGAGCCAUGUGCAAACAGGAAUAUUAUGUUUUAAAAACCUAAAAAAUAUUAAGGGGCAAUCUUAGCACCAAAACCACUACAUGAUAUUUCAGUGGUAAUGAUACCAGUAAGCAUCAAGCACCAUCUCCCAAAUGAAAUAUUACAAUCUAUAUUCAAUAAAAUGGAUUACACAAACAGAGCAAAUGGCUCAGAUAUGAUAUCCUCUGUGCUUCAUAUGUUUUUCAAAAUGUUUGCAGAUCUUAGGGUACUUAAUGGCACUAUGAUACACAGGUAAUCAUUUGGAGCUCGAUCACUGGUGAUCAUGCAACCCUGCCCCCACUGCAUGUAAUUCUAAAGUGGAGUUUACUCUUCUCUUUAACCAUAUCAAUUCAUAGCAACAAAGGGUGGCUAGGAGGGUCAGCUGAUGGACUCAGACAAUCACGGUCGCCCAUUGCUGCUUCUGUUGGGUGAAGCUGCGGGCUACAGGAGAUCAAAACAAGAGUUAUACUGUUUGAAAAGUGUUACGGCGCCAGUAGACUCAAGUCACUGUACUGAUAAGGAAAUUCUUAUAGUACCUAGCUCCUUUAAUUGAUAGACAAUCUAUUUAUAAAAUAACUCACUAGGAAAAUACCAGAGCUUUACCAACAGUUAGAAAAUUAACUAUUACACCACUUAUUUGUCAGUAGAUUAAAAAAAAAAAGACAAAUAGAAAACAGUGCUUAUCACACAUUGCAAUCUAAUAGAAAAAAGAAUGUUGCCUUUAUUACUUGGUCAGUUUCUGCAGAGCAUGUUCACACUCCCGUUCCUUCAUUUUCAGCUGUUCUUCGUAUGGUACCUGCCAUAGAGGAGUUACUACAUCUGCAAUCUGUUUGCUGAGUGGCACUUCCUGUCCAUCUUCCAGUAAAGUGUGACGCUUAUGAUCAGGUUGUUCUUUAGCAUCUUCUUCUUCUUGUUUUCUCUUCUUCGCUAUGGGAUCAGCCCUGGGCUUUGCUAGCCGGACACUCAAUGCACGUUUUUUCCACAUCACUCCAUGUAUGACUUUCAUGGCUUUGUCUCUCUCCUCUUCACUUUUAAAAGUCACGAAUGCAAAUGUUUGCUUAUUCAUGAGUUUAACUUUAUGAGGAUUCAGUCCAUACUUGGCAAGGAAUUUCUUUAUGUCAUUAAUACCUAUGUACUUUGGUAGGUUUUGUAUUUCUACUUUGAAUAUCUCUGAAGUGAAAAGGUCAUCCUUAAUAUAUCUAUAUAUUCCUGAACUACUUGUAGCAUCUUCACUCUCCAGCGCAGACUCUUUUUCUUUCUCUUCUUUGUUUUCAUCCUCCGGUGAAUUUACUUGACAUGGUUCUUCUGCACUGGUGAUGUUUUCAUUGUCUGCAAUAUCCAUCUUCUGUUCAGUUCUAUGAAUAUAAGGUGUGAGACAGGCAUGUUAAUGAUGUUUUCUAUGUUUCAGAAUAUUAGUGGUUGUGACAUUUAGACCAGGGUUCUUACAACGAAAGGCAUCUGGUUUACUUUCUACACAAUUUAACAUAUGAAUUGCUAUAUCUACACUCAAUUUUCCUCAAAAUACUAAUAUUCCUUUGGAUACUACUUUGCUUUUUUUCUCACGGCUGAUUACAAAAUAAGCAGAAUGAAAUCUGACACAGUAUCAAAUUCAUCUGAAUCCACAUACAUAUACAAUAUGAAUGUUGGCAGGGUUUUAAAAAGAGCAUGAUGUUACUAGUUCUCCUAUGAAAUUCUGCCUACAGCAGGCACUGUCUGACAGUGAAGCCAUAUCUACGGUAUAUAUUUUAGAAUUACAAAAAUGGAAGAAGCGUGGCAUGUGGAAAACGGUAUGCUAUAUCAAAUGGACCAUAACAAUCUGAGUCUCUGAAGCACACACCACUAGCAUAGCUCUUGUACAAGAAUAUAAAGAUUUGUAAACAGGGUUAUUCACUAAACUGUUGGGUAGCAGAAAUUAAGCAAAUUACAAUUUGAAUCAAUAUUUAAAAAAAUGCAUCAACUGUUUUUAGUAUUUAUAUUUAGAAUGCAUUAAAAAUGGUGCAUCAAUAAAUAGACAUACAAUUGUUUUAACAUCCUACUGCACUUGCACAGCAAUUAACAGAAAGACCUCUCCCUCAUGAGGAAGAGGCUCAACCAAUCCGGAUUGUUAACCAGAGUAUGUAAUUAAUGGGCAGAGCUAUCUCAGAGAGAGAGAGAGAGAGAGAGAGGUCAGUCUGUGCACACCAUACACAGCAGUAAUAACUGCAGCAAUUUCGGAAAUGUUUAUAAGGUACUCAGACCUAAGGCAAGCAUUUGGUAUUCUCCACACCAUCAACAUUGCAAUGAUGCAGUUAUUAUUGGUGCUUAUAGUGACCCUUUAAUAUAUCACAGCUCAUAAAGCAGUAAACAUUUAAUUUAUCAUGAUGACAUAUGUAUAUUCUGCAGGAGUUAUGUUUGUACUCACAUUCUACCACUGUGCCCCCAUUCUCAUCCCCUCACUACUGUGAAUGGCUGCUUGAAGAAUUUUACCCUACAUCAGCAGAUCAUCGUAUACUCAUGAUUGCAGGUGGAUAAGCACAGUGACAGGGAGCAAGAGUACUGACUGGGCAUCAAGCUGCAUGGAUAGCAGAGUUGGGAGCUCUGACUGCUGUGCCAAGCAGAUCGUCUAUUCCUAUCCAGCUGGGAGCUGCAAAUGGCUAGGGUACAUGCUUGGAGGUCCUGGUGGUGGUAAGCACCCCUUGAUUUCUUGAGACAAAAUUUGAACAAUUUUCUAUUUCUGUUGCAGUGCACUCUCACCAGCCCUCCAGCACACUGAGGAGCCAUUAAUUAAAUUAAAUUAGUUUUAGCUAGUAUUUUUUAUUUUAAGCUACAUAACUAAGUGGAACAAGAUCUAGGAGAGGUGUUAGAGGACUCAAGGGAGGACAUCUGGACGGUUGCGGCUAUUCUAUUUUUGUCAUAGAAUUUGUUUUGGCGCUGUCUUUCAGAGGUCAGAAUAGGUCUGUUAUUCCGUCCCUUAGAGGUCUUUCCAAAGUUUUAAUAAAAUAACACUAGCGACCAGAAGAACAGCGUCAUGGUGACAAAAUCUUAGAGUACCAUUUAGAUAGACUGAGAACCCUGGUUUAUUAUGUACUUCCAUCAUUUGAAAAGAUAUGGUUUUCAUGGCAAGAUUAUGUCUCUUCGAUGUAGCCAUGUACACAUUUCUUCUUAUUACAUGAUCAAUGCAGUGACAUUUAUUCUUCCUUUUUUUCCUAUUAUUUGUAACUAAAAAAAUUCAUACUGAUGUUGACAUCAUCCUGUUUGUAUUGGCUACUUCUAAUAAAAAAAAUAUAUGCAUUUCAUGACACUUUUGCUAAUGCAAUAUUGAGAUGAAAUCUAAGCAUCUUUAUGCCUCAAACAACAGAACUGAAAACAGUUUGGCUAUUUUCUUCUUAAACAGGGGUAGACAAUCUUUGGCACUCCAUAACUUGUAUACUACAUUACUCUUACAGUCAUAAUUCUAGUAAAACAGGAGGGGAGGUGUAGUCAACAACAUCUGGAGUGCCGAAUGUUGCCUGCUCCUGUUCUAAAAUAUGCGGUUUACUGGUGAGUUCGCAAGAAUUUGCAAUUUUAUGAAUAAUCCUGUACCUUUUCUAUCCUGUGUCUUCUUGUGAGAUGUAAGGGUUAUAUACUCUACUGGGAGUUGACCAAGGGGUUUUCUUUGGCCUAAGUAAGCAGGCUUUAAAAUUAACCAACUUGGAAAUUGUUUUCCAUUUCCUCUAUAUUGGCAUAAAACUGUAAAUCAUUUGUUCAAUUUCCAGUUUAGUGGAUAAUCUAUCUGGUUGUGGUGUUAUUUAUUAAUCCAUGAUUAGUGAAUAUCUGGCAAGGUAAAUACAAAUUUAAGUCCAAAACAAAUGAGAUUAAUAAUAACUUUGAAUUGGAGAUUUUCCCGCUUCAGUUAUUUUGGUCUACUAACUGCAGUCCAGUCAAGUUGUAGCCCAACAACAAUUGGAAUGCCAAUGAUGUUCAACACCUCGGUUUAAGGUGCACAUUUGUGUAGUGUAUCAAUUUGGGGAAAAUAGAAAUGUGGCAUAUAAGUUUCAUCAUUUAUCAUAGACAGCAUUGAUUAAUUUCACAUCUGAAAGAACCAUCUCUCUACCCUAUUUCCUAAUCCAACGGUAAUGCAGUAGUUAAUCACUAAAUAUUUUUAUUCUAAAUUCAGUCUACUGAGGUUAUUCACUAAAGUUAGAAUUCAAAGUGAAUUUCAAAAUUUUAGGCCAAAGUGGCUGAACUGGAAGCAUGGCUGGAGAAUCUUUUCAAUUAAACUUUUUGCCUUAAAUUUGAGAUUCAGUUUCUAUUCUCACUGUAGUGAAUCAGUCUGUAUAGGUUUGGGUGUGCAGUGUAUGAUUUUCCCAGACACAUGGCUUCUUUAUGGUGAGAGCAGAGCGGCCCUGUGAUCUGUCCGCCACCCUCCAUCAGGCAGAUAAUGCAGAGCAGGCCGGCUCACUUGCUGUCCGUGUUAUAGAAUCGCUCAGUUAGUGCGGAGAGCGUGUCCGUCACUCCCAGAGACACAGAGAACCCAAACUCACACACAGCAUUGGUAUCUUACAUGGGGGCCGCCAUGAUUGCACGUCACAGGAAGCCACGCCCACCUCCGCCACGCGCUGCUAAUCCCGGAAGCCGCGUUGGCCGUUGCCUGGAUACUGCUCCAGCUUCCGGCUGCUGGCGCUCUGCUGGUGCCGUUAGCGUUUGGUGACAGCAGCAGCAGCCCCGGGGUGUUCAGUUCUUGUCCACGCGGCACCGGCAGCAGCGCCGUGAAAGCAGCCGGUCUAGACACGUCGCAGGGAAAUUCUGAAGUUCUAUGUCGGAUGUGACGUUGCCUGAGGGGGAGGAGUCGCCCGGGGGCAGCCAUUUUGCUGGGUGUGUGUGACGUCAGGGCGCACGGUGAGGAGCUAGUUGCGCCACGCACGACGCUACGCCGAGUGAGGAAAAACAGCGCGAAACCCGCGGACGGAGGAGAGACAUCCAGGCAAGCCGAGACCCACCCGCUCAAUCCGCCUCCAUCCUCCGCCCGAUGGCCGACACCAAGGUACGUGACGGGCCGCAGCCUCCCCCCACACCGGCCCCGCUCCCCUCGCCGCCCGCCCGGCUCGCCCUCUGGGCGCAGGGCGGGGAUGCUCCGGGCGGAUUGUCUCCGGGAUCCACCGCCCCCGGCGGGUCAUGGCGGGGAGACUGUCCGGCAUCCCGGGCAUCGUCCCGGGCACCUCCCAGCAUGGCAGCGCUGCGGGCGGCGCGAUCCCUGCAUCCCGCUGGCGGUACCCACACUGCCGUGACGCACAACGACAUCCUCCAUCUCCAUGCGGACACUCACCGCGUGUCAGCCACCCUCUCCCCAUCCUCAGCCCGCCCGCCGGGGAGCCUCUCCCUCCCCGGGGAGCCGGUCCUUCUGGGUGUCUGCUCGGUCAGACCAGGAGGAGAGAGCGUACUCUCUCUGUAACACCCGCACCGCAUUAAUACUAUAUAUAUAUAUAUUGUAUACUGUCAUUACCACGUCUUCUAAUUGGAAUUGCCACCAGGAAUGCAAGUGAUGGUUUAGGAAGUCUAUACAUGUACUUCCAGGUUAAUUAGAUACAACUGUGCUGUUCUUGUUGGCAAUGCACAGACUUGUGUGAACCCUCUGAACCAAAGAUAAGAGAGGUCCUUUUAGAAAAUAAAAUAAAGUUUCAUGAUGACACAGGUUUUUGCACAUAAUUAACAUUGGGCAGUUUCAGGCUGAUGUGACUUGUGUGUGUGGGGGGGGGAGGGGUGUAACUAGCCCCCAAUACAUACAGACUCCUGCCUGCAUAACCUCUUCUAAAACCAGGUCUUGUUAUGGUGGUUAGUUACCCUAAACAGUCAAGUCCUGUGCUGCCAGAGGGGGUUUUCACUUAUUAAUGGCUAGUGACCGAAUAAAAUAUCCUUUUAUUAGUGAUGUCAAAGACCUGGUCUGUUAACAGUAGGCCUGUAGUUGGCAACCUUCAGACCACCAGAUGUUGCAGACUAAUUCUCUCUUGAUAUUUUACCAGCAUUGUGCCUGUAAGAGCAUUAUGGGAGAUAUAGUGCAUAUCUGGAGUGGCGUAGGUUGCCUAUCCCUGCACUAUGCAUUCACAUUUUAAAUAACAUGUGACAUGCUCACUGAAGUCUUCGCAGUACUACUUAAAAACAAAACUGAUACCUCUUUAAGUGGUAGCUAACUACUUCCUUUAUUUUAUUGAAGGGACACUAUAGUCACCAGAUCAACUACAGCUUAUUGUAUUUGUUCUGGUGAGUAGAAUCAUUACCUUCAGGCUUUUUGUAGUAAACACGGUUUUUCAGAGAAAAUGCAGUGUUUACAUUACAGCCUAGUGAUAACUUCACUGGCCACUCCUCAGAUGGCUGUUAGAGAUCCUUCCUGGGUCAUGGCUGCCUAAAAUGCAUCCAAACAGUCAGUAUCUCCUCCCUCUGUAUGCAGACACUGAACUUUCCUCAUAGAGAUUCAUUGAUUCAAUUCAUCUCUAUGAUGAGAUGCUGAUUGGAAGGGCUAUGUUUGAAUCGUGCUGGCUCUGCCCCUGAUCUGCCUCUUUGUCAGUCUCGGCCAAUCCUAUGGUGAAGCAUUGUGAUUGGAUCAGGCUGCCACUUCUGGUGAGGUCAGCAGACUGCCUGUUUUUUGUUGUUUUUUUUUUAGGCAAACAGCAUGCAGAGCUACAGUUUCAGGUUUGAAUACAGUAAGAUUUUGGUAUAUUUAUGGAGACGGGGGGCUAGAUGGUGGUUUUAACGCAUUAAGGACGCAGCUUCAAAAACUGGACCUACCCUUAAGGACACAAACAUUUUUUGCUGUUUUGUGUUCAACCUCAGUUUGCAUUUUUCUUAUUUAUUGCACCAGCACAUGUUACAUACCGUUUUUUUAAAAGGGCUUUAAUCUGAUGUAACAUAUACAGAUAUAAAUUCGUAUUUAUUAUAAGAAAAAUCUUUUUUUUUUUCCUUUUUUUUUUUACAUACACGUUACAUUUUUGGGGGGUAAUUUUUCAAGCCUGGUAUGUACCACUGUGAUCAAAACCCCAUAAAUAUGCUCGGCAAAAUCUUCUGAAUGAAACAAUACCCCCAAUGUAUGUCUUUUCUAAGCUACGGUGCCUUAAGAGUCCUGACCAUUACAGUUUUUACAAUUAGAAUUUUGAUAAAUGGAUUUAAUGUGUCUAUCACAUUUUAGGGCAUUGUAGCAGUUUUACAGUUAAAAUUACCCCGUAAAUGCAUACCAUUUGUGAAAGUAGACACCACGAGCUAUGUCAUAUGGUAUAUUUUGAGCUUUAUUAUACAGUUAUGUCAGCACCAGUUUCUUUCAAAUUUUAUCAUAUUUUAUUUUUGCAUUUUUAUACGCACAUGUUGUAUUUUAGUGGUUAAUUUUGGAAACUUGAUAUAUGCUAUUGUAAAUUUAAAUCACUAAAUUAUUCUCUGCUAUAUUUCCUGAGUACAAAAUUACCCCCCUUGUAUACCUUAGCCAGGUUUUUGUGAACAAAUACGGGGCUAAAAUCAUACCCGGCCCAGUACAGUUUAUUUUUUUUUUUAUUUUUUUUUAAUAAAUGGCAAAUUGACAAUGGGUCUUUGUUUCAUUUUGGGGCAUUUUAGUCACUCAUAUAUUUAAAUUGCACCACCAAUGCAUACCAUUUACAAACAUGGACACCAUGGGGACUCUCACAUAAAACAUUAUAAGCUUUAUAGAAGUGACAUUUUGUUACCAUUUUGUUUAAAAGGUUGUAGUAUUUUUAUUCUAAAUAUUUUUACAUAGUGUUUUUGAUGCUUGUUUUUUAAAUCUCGUGUGUCCCACUGUCAUAAAAUUAUCUUAGCUGUACCCAGCAGCAUCUUCUCAGUACAAAUAUACCCUAUAUGUAUAUCUUUGGAAAGUAGCGCUCUUAAUCCCAAUCUAACCCUCAAUCUAAUAAUAAACCCUUACCACAAUCCUAACCCAUAACGUAAUCCCAUGUGUAACCUGAAUUAUAACGUUAAUCCUAAUCUCAAUCCUACCUUUAGCAAUAGUGUUAAAAUGAUUCCCCCUGCUUGUGUCAGCAGAGGAAUUUACUUGCUAUAUUCAGCAAGGGAUGCCCGUGCUGACCCUAAUCCUAAUCUGAAACAUAAUCCCAAUACUACAAUAAAUUAUAAACCUAAUCUUAAACAUAAAUUUAACAAUAAACCUGAUAAUAAAUCUAGUACUUAUUCUAAACCCAAUAAUACUUAAUUUAAAGGACCACUAUAGUGCCAGGAAAACACUCGUUUUCCUGGCACUAUAGUGCCCUAAGGGUGCCCCCACCCUCAGGGUCCCCCUCCCGCCCGGCUCGAGAAAGGGGUUAAAACUUACCUUUUUUCCAGCGCUGGGCGGGGAGCUCUCCUCCUCCGAUCCUCCUCUUUUCCUCCUCCUGGGCUGAAUGCGCACGCGCGGCAAGAGCUGCGCGCGUAUUCAGCCGGUCGCAUAGGAAAGCAUUCUCAAUGCUUUCCUAUGGACGCUUGCGUGCUCUCACUGUGAAAAUCACAGUGAGAAGCACGCAAUCACCUCUAGUGGCUGUCAAUGAGACAGCCACUAGAGGAUUAGGGGGAAGGCUUAACCCAUUCAUAAACAUAACAAAGAGGAGUUAGGCACUCACUAAAUAAACUAAAGGUAGGCAGCAGUGAACCAAGCAGGAAUUCCCAAUACCUGCUCACAGUAGUAAAACAGAAGAGACAAAAGUGGUAAACCGCGCCCAAACAGUGCAAAUAAUAAUUAAAAUAUAUACAUACAGAGAGUCCUCUAAUUAGGAAUGUAUAAAACCUUCAAGGCAAAAAAGUACAGAACAAUAAUAGUGCAAUAUGUCAAGUGAAAUAAGAGUAUAUAAAAGCUUAUAAAAGACUCACACUUUGCAGAGCUACUCAGAGCUCUGCCGUAUAGCGCAUAGACGGUAUAAUCCCCGUCUCAGGAUAUCAAGUGAUGGUAUAAUGCGGUAUCCAAUCCUCCACAGUGGUAUAUGGAAAGAUAAAAAUAGAAAUAAAAUCCAAUAGUGUAGUAUAUCUAUUAAAAGUGUGCAAAUAAAGGAAAAGUAUCCUACUUACAAAUUUCAGAGCAAAUAUCUUGCUCUGGUAUAGACAGCAUGUGGUGGUAUGAUCCCCACCAAAGGAUAUAAUUUAGGAUUCAAGAUGUAUCAGGAACAACAAAUAAAGUAGUAAAAACUAUAACUUUAUUGUUACAAAAUAAAAAAUAUGUAAUAAAAGUAUCAGAUCUCUUACUUAACGCGUUUCGCCCGGUCUGGGGCUUCUUCAGAAGUAAUAAGUCCAAAAUUCAAUGGAGUCCUCUUUAUAUAAGUGUUCCUGAUUAAUGUGAUUUAGUCCUGAUGCAAUUUCACUUCCUACUUCCGGGUCGCGUGUGUCACCCGGAAGUGAUGUCAGCGAGUCUUUUCGUAGCUUGCUGGGAUAUGUAGUAUCCCUCCAUUCAUGUUGUGUGCGGCUCCCGGAAGUGACAUCAGCGUAUCUCCCAAUGGUUGAUGGGACAUGUAGUUUACAUUGUCCAUUUCUCUAUAAACAGUUUCGUCACCCGGAAGUGAUGUAUCAUAAUCUGGUAUUGUUCAUGGGAAUUGUAGUUCGGCAAAUUGCCGAUAUGGGAUACAAUACAUAUAAGAAUAAAAUAAGUAAAUUAUGUAAUUAACAAGGUGAUAAAAUUUAAAGAAAGAAUGUAAAUAUAAAAACAUAUAAUAAAAGCAAAUAAGACAUAUGUUUAAUUACAAAAGAUAGCCAGCACAUUUUUUUUAUUUUAUUUUUUUUUUAACCAUCUAGGCGCUAUACGGCAGAGCUCUGAGUAGCUCUGCAAAGUGUGAGUGAGUCUUUUUUUUUAUUUUUUAUAAAUUCUUUAUUUUGAAGAUUUUUGUCAUUUAACGUGGGGAUACAGAAAAGAAAAGUUGGCGGUACAAUUGUCAUACAUAGUUUACAGAGUUAUCAUAUUCUCAUGUAGCAUAUGAUCAGGCUAUAUCAUGUGGCAUAUCUUUCAACUUUUCUUUGGGGAUUGGGUGGGGUACAGAAAAAAGAAGAGGGAAGGUGAGUGGGGUACAUUUACAUACAGUUUCAAUUCUUCCUUUAAAUCAAUCCGGUUCUCUUUAUGUUGGUGGGUCUGGGUGGUUUUGGGAAUGAGUUGGCUUGUGUGAGCCUUUUGCGUGGUGUAGUGUCCGUGAUGGGUUGCGUCGUACGAUGUUAGCGCAUAUUGUUCCAUUGGGUGGGAGUGAGGGGGCAGGUGUUUGGGGGUACUUUUUCCUGCCUGUUUUGCGUUGUUUCCUAGUUCAGGUGUUGUCUAUGCUCGGUUUUGGUCGAGUUGUCUGGUUCACUGUAAUGUCUGGGGGUGUAAGAGGGGUGCCGGGGAAAGGGGAGGUGUGGGGUGGGUUACCUUCACCUGUUGUUUCCGUUGUGCUUUUCAGGCUGGGUGUGGACCCAGUUAUAAGGGGUGACCUGGUAAGUCGGUGUGUGUGUGUCGGCCAGCGUGGGUUUUCAGCCCGUUGGUGAGUCUGAGAUGGUAUGAGUAUUGUGGUUGUUGUCGUAUGUUGCUUCUAUUGUGGCCCACUUUUAUGGUUUCCCAUCUGUAUGUUUUCUAUUAUUUAAGUGUGUGCUGGGUGCCUCUCAUUGGAGUUGUGUUGUGGUUUUGCUUACUUCUGGGGAUGUUGGUAUGGUGGUUUUGUUGUGUGGUCGCUGGAUUUAGGCUGUUUCAGCUGUUUUCUUAGUUGGCGGAUAUGUUUGGUUCUGUUGUAUUUGUUUCGGGGUGUCCGGUAUUGGGGGAUUUGUUCGGCCCUUUGGGGUUUCUUGUCUGGGGGUUCUCUCAGUUUGUGUGGUUGGGGGUUAUGUUUGGUGGUCUUGGCUCUUUUAUGUUUCUGUGUGUGUGGGUGGCUGGUACUAGAGGGGAUGUGUCUGAUGGUUCUGGGAGGUGCUGGUGGUUUAAGUGUCUGCGGAGUGUUUUUGUAGUGUGGGGGUGUGUGUGUUUCAGGUGGAGAGAGGGUUUUCGUAGAACCAUGGGUCCCAGAUUUUGUGGAAGUGCUUAGUCGAGUCGUGUACCAGUGCGGACAAUUCGUCCAUUUUAAUUGUCUCCUUUUAUUUUUUGGGUUAUUGUACCCACGGUCGGGGUUUCUGGGCUACCCCAUUUUUCGGCAAUGGCUCUUCUAGUGGCCAGUGCUAUUUUGGCAAUUAGUUUGUUUUGGGCCCUAGGUGUGUUGGGAAGCGGUUUGGAUAGGAGCCAUGUCCAGGGGUUUAGUGGUAUGUCCGUGUGGAGGAUUUUUGAUACCAUGGAAGCUAUUUGUUGCCAAAGUUGUGCGGUGGGUGUGCAUUCCCACCACAUGUGGAGGUAUGUGCCCUUCUGUCCGCAACCUUUCCAGCAUGUGUCUGACCUGCCCAUCUGUUUGAGCCUGAGGGGGGUAAGAUACCAUCUCAUAAGCGUCUUGUACGCCUGUUCUUUGUGGUUGACGCAGAUUGAUAUAGAUGCUGUGGCCUCCCAGAUCCUGGCCCAAUCAGUCGGGUCUUCUGCCGGGCCUAGAUCCCUCUCCCAAGCCGACACAUAUGUAAGGGCCCCGUCUUUAACAUUUUGGAUUAGGUGUGUGUAGAGUGCGGAUAUUUGGCCUUUUUGUGUCGGGGAUUGCAUGCAUUGUUUUUCGAAGGAUGUGAGCUCUUUAGUUCCUGCUUGUUUGGUUAUUGGCAUGUCUAGGAAGCUUUUGAUUUGGAUGUGGCGGAACAUGUCAAAUGUACGGUAUGGCGUUGCAUGUGGGAGCUCUGGGAAAGGUAUUGGUUGUUGGUUUUUGUAGUAGUGGAACAGUCGAGUGAGGUCGUUUGCCUCGAAGCGGGCGAAGUCUUUGGGUGUCAUGCCCGGUGGGAAGUGGGUGUUGCGAAGUAGUGGGGUUAAUGGUGAGUGUUGGGUUGUAAGGCCGCUCUUGUGAGUUGUUUUGUCCCAUAUGUUUAUGGUGUUGAGUAUCGCCGGUGAUGUGCGGGGCAGCGGGGGCCUCGCUGAUUUCUGUAGCCAGAUGUAUAGUGAGGGGAAGUCUCUGCCGAAGAUGUCGUGUUCAAGAUCUACCCAACGUUUAGCUCCGUAUGGGGCGUGCCAGUUUUGGGCCUGCGUUAGUUGGGCUGCCUGGUAGUAAUGUGUAAGGUGGGGUAAGCCCAGGCCCCCGGCUCUAUUGGGUACAUAUAGGGUUUGGCGUUUUAUUCUGGCGCGUCUGUUGGCCCAUAUAAAUUUGUCGAUGGUUGUUUGUAAUGUUUUGAAGUCGCUGCUCCGGAUUGGGAUCGGUAGGGUUUGGAAUAGGUAUAGAAGCCUAGGGAGCACGUUCAUCUUGACUGACGCUAGUCUGCCCAGCCACGAGAUCGGCAUGUUUUGCCAGGUAGAGAUGUCGUGGGUUUUUUUCUGUAUCGUGGGUGUAUAGUUCCGAGCAUAGCAUUGGGGUAGGUCUGCCGGGAUAGCGAUCCCCAGGUAUUGUAUGUGGGUGGGAUUUAAUCUGAAGGGGUAUUUUUCUUGGAUGGCUGCUGUUGUGGAAGGGUCUAUGUGUAUUGAGAGGGCUUCUGUUUUAUCUAUGUUUAGUUUGUACCCUGAUACCGCCGCAUAUGCUUCUAGGGCGUGUAGAAGUGGUGGUGAGGAGGUUAUGGGUUCCGUGAUUGUGAUGAGUAGGUCGUCUGCAUAUGCUGCCGUUUUAUACUCUUCCUCUCGUAUUCUGAGGCCGGUUAUGUCGGUGUUGAGCCUGAGGCUCUGUAGGAGCGGUUCAAGGGAGAGUGCAAAUAGGACUGGGGAUAGUGGGCAUCCCUGAGUGAGUGAGUCUUUUAUAAGCUUUUAUAUACUCUUAAUUCACUUGACAUAUUGCACUAUUAUUGUUCUGUACUUUUUUGCAUUGAAGGUUUUAUACAUUCCUAAUUAGAGGACUUUCUGUAUGUAUAUAUUUUAAUUAUUUGCACUGUUUGGGCGCGGUUUACCACUUUUGUCUCUUCCAUUCAUAAACAUAGCAAAAAAAAAAUGGGUUAACCCUUUUUAAAAAAAAAAAAAAAAAAAAAAUGGGUUAACCCUAGAAGGACCUGGCACACAGACCACUUCAUUAAGCUGAAGUGGUCUGGGUGCCUAGAGUGGUCCUUUAAUCUUAAUCCCAAAGGUUUCCAUCUACUAAUAUCAGUACUGAUAUUAGUAAAGGGGUUUUUAAACUAACAUACAGUGGUAUGUUGCUACCAUCUACUGGCUAUUUUCAGUAUUGCCGUCUCCCAUCUCUUACAUUGAAGACAUUAUGCCCAAUGCAAUGCAAUCUGUGCUGGGCAACUGAAAAUGCCCAGCACUGAUCAGAAUGGCAUUGGGCCAUAGAGGGUGACACUCCAGGGUCUGUUCAGACCCUGGGGGUCUCCCAAGCACCUGAUCACUUGAGAGAAUGACUGUAGCUGAGCUUGAUUGUGCAGCUGCAGUGUUCUUUGUGGAUUUAAAUGACUACAUGCAGUGCUGACUUUCAGCACUGCAUGCAGCUCAUCAAAAAGUCUGGGGCCACUAAAAAUGGCCCCAGCUGACAGAGGGGACCCCCAGGUUUCUAAUGAUACCUGGGUUUCCUAGUGUGAGCAGGGAUUUAAAAUUGAAAAAAAUACGUUUUUUUUUUUUUUUUACUUUUACUUGAAAAAUCUUUUACUCAGCUACAAAAGCUAAUGAAAAAAACUGCUAAAUAGAUUAGAAUUUUUGUCCUGAGUUUAAAAAUACCCAGUGUUUACAUGCUUUUUUUUUCUUCUUUUUUUUUUUUUCAAGUUAUAGGGCUAUAAGUACAAGUAGGAUAUUGUGGUUUCAAAAUAUACAUUUUUAAAAUUUAUCAAUAGUGACAUUGUAACACUGUUAUCUGUCAUAAAUCUCUGGGAAAACACCCCACAUGUCUGUGUAUAUAUAUAUUUUUUUAAAGUAGACAACCCAGGGUAUUCAUCUAAGGAUAUUUUGACACUUUCUAUGCAGCCAUUUUACCACCAGUCUUUGCAAAACUUUGCAUAGGUAGUCUGUUUUUUUUGUUUGUUUUUUUUUUUUUUUCACAUACACUGCAAUUCAGGUAUAAACUUACAGAUCCUGUUAUGUGUUGCUGCCAAAAAAAACACACUAAUAUAUGUUAAGCAACAUCUCCCGAGUACAGUGAUACCACCCAUGCACAGGCUUGUCGAGUUAUCACGAUCUCUCUCUCUCCUCACAAAACGCUACAGAGGGGAGAGAGGCAGAGAUCAGUGUCAAAGUGUGUGUUUGUAACACCCACUUUGACACCAGCCAAUUGUGAGCGAUCGCGGAUAACUCACACGCCGCAAUUGGCUGUUACUAUCUGCCUGGGAUGCCGGGCAGAUAGUAAUAACGGGAUUUCGGCGGAAGUGAUCUACGAUCGCUCCUGCCACCCGUUUUCCAUUAGGACGGUUCCGGACUGUCCUCGGUCGGCCAUGCAAAAAUGCAGAGGACGGUCCUGAACCGUCCUGUCCUGAAUGGAGUUAAAGGGACUUUAGUGUCUGUGUCCCUAGGCAGCAAUGUUUAUAUUUAAUAGCCUGCAGGGACAGGCUAUAGACACUAGACCCCUGCAUCUAAAUUCAGGGGCCCAGAAAAUGAAAUCAUUUUUAUAUACCGGUUUUCCAAUGCAUGACCCACUUGGUGCUACCUAUAUGACUUCGUCCCCACAGGUGUCACUUCCUUGGCUUCAUAGAGAAGCAUUGGGGACAAUCUAAUAUGGAAGCACUGAAUCCAAUCUCUUCCCUAUGUUCAGCAUUUGAUGAUGCUCAUCAUGGAACAUCACAUAAACAAGUCAAACUCGGUAGUACCCUCUAGUGGUGUGUUUAGUCUUGCAAGCAAAACAUUGCUGAUCUACUAAAGAACAAUGUUUUAGGCUGCAGGAUUAAAUGAUGGGGACACUACAUCCAUAAUGGUAAGGGUACAUAUAGUGUCACUUAAUCUGUUAUUUAAGGUUAAAAAUAUAUAUAAAUAUCUAUUUUAGCUAUGGUUGUUCCUAUGUUUUAGAUUGUGGGCUUUCCUUUCUCAGUCCCACUGUUUUAAACUCUGCGGUGUACAGAGAAAAAGAGGACACAGGGCUGUCAUUGAAUCAGCUUUGGUGUUAAAUAAUUGGAAAACCAUUAACCUGAUUGUAAAAUGUCGUUCACACACCUGUCCUAAAACUAAAGUGAGACCAUUUUAUUUAAGAUCUAUAUUAAAUUCCAUCUAUAUAAUGUGCUAAGAAAUGUAUAGAUUGUAUUUUAAAGGGACAAGAACAACUACAGCUUAUUGUAGUUAUUCUUUGCAGGGUUUGUGAAUUGUGAUUGGCUGAGAUCAUCACUUCUGAUGUCAGCCAAGGAGGCAGAGCCAACAGGCUGGAAUAAGAUAUUUAUUAAAAAAAAAAAAAAAUAGAGGGGAAGGGGGCUGGAUAGUUAUUUUAACACCAUAGGGUCAGGAAUACAGGUUUGUGUUCCUGACUGUACAGUGUUCCUUUAAUCCUAUUUAUACAUGGGUUCCCAUACCACUGUUUUUUCAGGCAGGACAAAGGAGUAACCAGCAUACCACCCACUUAUAUUUGGGGAAUAUCGGUUAAAGUGAACCUGCCAUGACUCUGCUAUUAAGUGAAUUGUGUUGUCUAUGCACAGCUCAAUUGUGGUCAUGCAGAAGCUAUUGCCGGAUUUUUCUUUUCCUUUUUUAUUUUUUUUUUUGCGCUUCCUCCCUCUCGUCCUGAUAUCUGCAUGGAGAGCCGAAGGAGCUUUGCUAUGUUCAUCUCCUCCGCCAGACCUGCACAUCUUAAAGGGACAAUAUACUACAGCUUAUUGAAUUUGUUCUUGUGAGUAGAAUCAUUACCUUCAGGCUUUUUGCUGUAAACACACAAUUCUUUGCCUGCGUAUUAAAGUGUCAUAUUUAAAUUCUGUGUUUAUAAUCCAAUGCAGAAUACAUGUAUUAAAAUAUAAAUAUAUCGCAUCACUCUCAAAUGAAGCAUCAGCUAUAUUUUUGCUUUUGCAAUAGGUAAGUUUUAGUUUUUGUAGUAAACCAGUUAUUUUCAGAGAAAAGACAGUGUUUACAUUACAGCCUAGUGAUAACUUCACUGGCCACUCCUCAGAUGGCUGUUAGAGAUCCUUCCUGGGUCAUGGCUGCCUAAAAUGCAUCCAAACAUUCAGUAUCUCCUCCCUCUGCAUGCAGACAUUGAACUUUCCUCAUAGAGAUUCAUUGAUUCAAUUCAUCUCUAUGAGGAGAUGCUGAUUGGCCAGGGCUGUGUUUGAAUUGUGCUGGCUCUGCCCCUGAUCUGCCUUCAUGACAGACUCAGCCAAUCCUAUGGGGAAGCAUUGUGAUUGGAUCAGGCUACCACUUCUGAUGAUGUCAGCAGGUCUAAAGGAAACAGGGACGAAUCAAGCAGCUCCAGACUUUAAUAAGUAAGAUUUUACUAUAUUUAGGGAGGCGUGAGAGGGCCAGGGGGACUAGAUGGUGUUUGUGUUCCUAACCCUAUAGUGCUCCUUUAAGGGAUUUCCUGUGCUUCAUUUGUUUCUUGUCAUCAAGAAUUGUGGAUAACCUUUUUAGGCUCUGAAGCUUGAAUCAAAUCUGCUUUAGGGCUUAUUGUUUUUCCUUCGCUGUUGUGUUUUUUUUUUUUUUUGUUACUGCUGUUCAUUCUUUGUGGCAGGUGAAUUCCACCAUUAAUUGUGACAUUGUGUCUACAUUUGGCAUCUCAAGUCAGCCAAGAGAGCUUUGGAAAGAAGAGAAGGUAGUCUGUUUCAGGAGUUGUCAAAUGGAGAUCUGCUGUCUAUAGGAACCUUCUCAAUAUUCCCCAUGUAGUCAUAGCAGGUUCUCCAAGGCAGAAAGCAAGACCUAAAGGUCUGCAAUUUUAGACCUGUACCCUCAGUGGUGGUGGAGGCCCUACCUACUCUAUAUUUCUUAGAUCCUUGAACCAUUCUAAGGAAGAGCAAAUAUAGAUGUGUAAAUCAGACACCUGCCAUUAAAAUAAAAGCGGAAUGUGGCCAAUACUUCAAGUGACUUUUCAGUCUCUUUGCUUUACCUUGGCCAAAGCUAUCAUGCCCCUACUAGUACCAGGUUAUACCAGGUACUAAUACCAGGUUGUAUUUCCCAACUGGGAUCACAGCAGCCUCUCCUACUUUAGUGGUGGUAAGGUAUUGUCCAGUAUGCCAAAAUUAUGCUAUUUCAUGGACUUUAAUCACAAGAGCAGCUCACUAAAUUGCAAGCUAAAACAGUGUUUAUGAACAGGAGGUAUAAUUGACACUAAACUCAUUUUGUAAAUAGUUUAGUGCUUUCUUCAGAUAGUCCUGGGUAUCUGAAUUAUCCCUACAUACUGCAUUUAUAAAUUCCUGAUUUAAUAUUAAUGACAUUUGUGCUUGUACUGACUAGGAUUGUUUGCAUUUACAGUACAAGCAUAUUGGUCCUUCUUGUGAAUAGUUGUUUUGAUGAAUAAAAGAAUGUGCAACAAGUUAGCAAGCUCAGUAACAGAUUUUCGAUUCACAGGCUGUUGUAGGGUUAAAUGUUUGCUAAUGCUGCAGUUCUGUCAGUGACAGGGGUAUUGUUCAACCCUGUGUUCUGUUGACUGAGCACUGUUUCAGCACAAUUUUGUUUAAACUUUACAGAGCAGAUGCAUGUUCCAACUAAUUACCAGUGUGUACCCCUUUUGCCAGAGUCUACUUUUAAGCUGCGUCUGUUGGGCAUGUAUGACAUGGUGGCACUUUUUUGGCGAAGCUUAAUGGCUCUUCACCUGUUUACUCACUUAUAGUGUCCCUUUUAAUGUACUCUAACUACCAAACAAAUGUAACUUUAAUUGAGUGGUUUUAAUGUAUAGAUCUGCAGAUUAACUGUUCGGUUCCUUGCCAUUUAGGUGUUAAAUUACUCCUAAAUGGCAAAGUCACACCUCCGCUGAGUGUGCACAGUAUCUUUACACAUUUCCUGUAAAGAGAAGUUCUCAUGUUUAAACUUUUUUUUUUUUUAUUGUUCAGUUUAAUUUACAAUUUAUCUUCUGCUCAGUUAAAGGAAUACUAUAGGGUCUUGAAUACAGUGUAUUCCUGACCUUAUUUUAUUAAAAUUACUAUUUAGGUGCCCAAACUCCCCUUGCCCUCAUUAAAUAAGGUUAAAAAAACAAAGUUUUUUUUGAAGGUCUGCCUGUGCUGGCCUCACCCCCUAUUUGCCUCCUUGGCUGAGAUCGUCAGAAUAUGCUAUCUCAGCCAAUCCAAUGCUUUCCAAAGCGGUGGGGGUGGCACCAGACAAAUUAUUGCAUCUCUGCAAAAUGUUCAGAGCCUCCAUGCAUGGUGUAGAAAUGUUGAAAUGUGCAGUACUGUCCCGGGAGGCACCUCUAGUGGCAUUCUGAAUGACUGCCACUAGAGGUGUUUUUCUAGGCAGCCAUGUAAAAUCUGCCUUUUCUCUGAAAAAGGCAUUGUAUGGACCGACUGUAGACACCAGAACUACUACAUUAAACUGUAGUGUCCCAUGAGAAUUUGAUUGAAAAUGAAACCACUUUUUUUAUUUAUUUUUUUAAUGCUGGCUGUAAGAGUCCCAGCUUGGGGAGGUGUGGCAGGGCUGAACAAACAGGAACAAGUAAUAGAAGUCCUAAAUAGCAGAUAAUUGAGCAGUGUUACUUCAGGGGCAUGAUCUAAACAGUAAAACCUCUUUGUUAAUUUAAAGUUGUUUUGAUUCCUAUACAGUCCCUUUAAAUACCAGCUCUUGGCCACACAUCCUCAGUCUUUAUUUGACCCACAUUUCAAAACAAUUCAAAUUACAAGAUUCUGAAAACUGGGAGGCAUUGCCAAAUGUAGAUGUGUUGGUCGUACGGUUAUAUUAAAACAAAAAAACACUUUUCCCAUUGGAAAAGUGGCUGGUCUUUUGAGCUGGUUAAUGGCCUUUCAGCUUCAACAACACAUCUCCAAUAGAUGCUUUGAAAAAGUCAGUCAGGGACUGCUGUCACAAGAAGCUGGCAUGUAUCUGUGGCCCAUAAUGAGUUGUGGGGGUAUGCAGGCAACUGAAGAUCUUAAAUGAAGGGGUCCUAUGACCAAAGCAAUUGCUUUCUUCAUCUAUCAAAACUGGUAUCAAGAUGCUUGGAGUGCAAGAAACACACUGCAGUCUCAGGAAAAUCAGGGUAUAUUUGAGAUACUGCAGCAUGUAACCAUUUGCUAGUUUGUCAAGCCCUACAGCACAACGUAACUGAAACUAACGCAAGUCUAUUUUUUGGAUUAUAUUCCUACACUUUUUACGAACGUAAUAUGAUGGUCAGUUUGUAUUUAUAUAUUUUUCACUCUAGGAAACACUGGAGGAGCAUGAAACCCCUACUGACAACACAGAGGAUGCCAAUCACGAUCCUCAAUUUGAACCUAUAGUUUCAUUGCCUGAGCAAGAGAUUAGGACACUUGAAGAGGAUGAAGAAGAAAUGUUUAAGAUGUAAGUUAUAAUACAUCUUAAGUAGUAAUUGCCUAUAUGGGCAGACUAGAUGGGCCGACUGGUUCUCAUCUGCCGUCACAUUCUAGGUUUCUAUGUAGGUCACCUGUAGGCAACCUACACUCCAGAUAUUGAGCACUACAGCUCCCAUAAUGCUGGCAAAACAUUAAUUUCCUAUGUACACAUUUGUACAUAUUGUUCUCACCUGUAUCAGUGAUGUCCUGUCUAGUGGGGGAUGCAGGCUGUCAGUGCAUGACUAUUUUCCUCAUUCCCCCUGAAACUGUAUAUCAAAGUAUUCAAUGGAAGCCCAUCAGGGAGAAUGUUUUAUUUCUUUUAGUUGACAGAGAAAUACAUACUAAGGCACCAAGUGCCAUUUCUGUGUAUUAUUGGUGCCUGCAUUUGCUGAACUCCUUUUUACCUGCUUGGCCUCUCAUCCUUGGGUGGUUGGUAAAAGAAAUGCAUUUAAAUAUAGGUCUGUCAGCUUAAGUAAAAUUGUGAUGCUUCUUCUUCAAUAAGUCUAACCUGUUAAUUCAUAGGCGAGCAAAAUUGUUUCGAUUUGCAUCUGAAAAUGACCCGCCUGAGUGGAAAGAAAGGGGCACUGGGGAUGUUAAGUUGUUGAAACACCGGGAGAAGGGUACAAUUCGCCUUCUGAUGAGAAGAGAUAAAACUCUGAAGAUCUGUGCAAAUCACUAUGGUAAGCAAUUGUAUAGAGAUUUGUUUUAGUGCUUUGCAUUGUCUUAUUUUUCUAUAUAAAAGACUAGCUGUCAUGUUCUAAAAUAGAUGUAAUUUUUAUGUGGGAUUUAAAGAUUUAACACUGGUCUUUCCUGUUUUGCAUCUGGCAAAGAAACCGGGAACACAAUAUAGUCUGUCUUUAAAUGUCUGAAACCAAGAUGCAUGUAUAUGUCUGAACGGUCUUGUCUUAUAUUAAGUGGGAAUUUUAUUUUUAUUUUUUCAAAUUUUUUUUUUUAACAUAGUAUCUCCUUUCAAUACUUGAUGGGGGAAAAAAAGGUGAGAGUUGUCCUUUAUGUUUGGGACAAUUAUUCAUGCUGUAAUCGUAGAAGUCGUCUUGGAAACAUUUGUGGGGAAAAUAUAAUUUAAUUUAGAGAAUCACAUGUAGUAGUUGUGAAAUGGUCUUCUGAGUUUAUGAAGACCCCAUAAGUCAUUUGUUUCUGAUAUAAACCUUUUUUUCGUGAGUUACAGAAUUAAACCCUUUUUGUUUUAACAGUUACACCUUCAAUGGAACUCAAGCCCAAUGCAGGAAGUGACAGAGCAUGGGUUUGGAACACAUAUGCAGAUUAUGCAGAUGAAGCUCCUAAACCAGAACUGCUUGCCAUUCGGUUUUUAAAUGCAGAGAGUAAGUAGCACGUUGUGCAAUUCUGCAUUUUAUUUUGUCACCUGUGUUCACAUAUUGAGAGGGUGAGAUAAUGCCAAUUAAAACCUUCUCAACUGAAUUUGCUUUGUUUAUAAAUUUCCAUAUUGUUUAGAAAAGUCUAACUGUGGUUUAUGGGGUAUGUAGUUCUGUGCUUUCUGCAGGAUAAUGGUUUGCAAUAGCAAAUAAUUAGCAAGAAUAUAAUUUGAUAAAGACAUUCUGUCUUUAUCAAUUUUAGAUUAGAAUGCAAUUUGUGAUGCGCAAAAGAUUUAGAAUGAUCUAAUACUUUGCAAAGGAAUAUAAAACAAAGUUUGCCAAGUGCUAAAGGGAGGGCAAGUGUUUGUAUACAUACCUGAUAAAUUAAGCUCAUGAAUGUUUAUUAAGGACUCUUGGCUUAUGUACAGUACUUCUUCAAAAGUCCAAUCUUGAUAAAGUGCUUCCAAAAGACAACCGCCUAUCACAGUUACAAAAAUCAAAGAGAAAAUGUCUUUGGCGCAAGAAAAUAUAUGUGCAAUAAGACACGUGGUCACACAAAGGGCAGUCAAAAAUAUGUUCCCUUGAAAUACCAUAAUCAUCGAGAUGGGAUACUUUCAAUUAGUAUUUAUAGUAAAAUAAAGAGAAACAAAUUCAAGCACUUGGAGUGUAGUAUUUAAUAUAACAUAAGAAUAAAAAAAACUCGCAAGUAAAAUGCAUAAAAACAUUGUGCAAAACUCGCAUUGUACAUAAGGGUGUGACUUUCUCCAGGCUGGUGUACUUUCUUGUAACUCUUGGAAACACAUUGAGCGAAUCCCAAGUGAACUAUAAAGUGUUUGUAUGUUUUUUCUUUAUAUUGAACUAUGUAUCCCAUCUCUGAUUAUGGUAUUUUGUGGUAACAUAUUUGUGCUUGCACUUUAUUUUGUGCCUUAUUGCAUAUAUUACACUUUUUUUAAAUGACUUUAUUAUCUUUUAUGUACAGCACUGCUUACUUUCCAGUUUACUCCUUGUAAAGUACAUCUGAAAAUAGAGGACUUGAUGGGGUGACAUCUCCAAGUUUACCAACUGCCAAACACCCAUUACCCAUCUAAAAUGUCAUUAACUUAAGUACACACACUGACAUACCAUGACUCAGACGUGCCACAAAUCCUGACCUGCAUCUGUGUUUUUUGGUUUUUUUUUAAGUGAAGAGUAAGAUUUAAGCCAGGCUAAUGGCUAAAGACUUAAUCUUUCGAACAGUUUUCAAAGUGACCAAACUAUCAAUUUUUUAUUUUGAUGCCUUAGUUCACAGAUAAUUGUUGUAGUUUAUUGAAUUGUCUUUGAUUGUACUUUUAAUUGCUCCGUCACUUGCUUUUUGCAAAGUAUUAAAGCAAAGACCAUAAACCUCCAUAAUACUUUUCACAUUUAAUUUAAACCCCUUUUCAGAUGCUCAAAAGUUCAAGGCAAAGUUUGAAGAAUGCAAGAAUGAAAUUAAGGGGAAUGAAUCUAAAGGUAAGGAAAUAGACUACAGUUUUCUACUGAUGCAUUGCAGACUCACUCUGUUCCAAACUGCUACCUCCAGUUACGGUACUUUUUCAGUCUGCUAAAUAAACUCCAGGAUCUUCUUUAGAAGACUUUUGUUUUGUAACAAAAAGUUGUCUAGUUGAUCAUGGAACAUACAAGUCAUAAACUUUAUUUUGCACGGCACUGGCUUGCCUUUUGAAAAAUAAAUCACAUGUUUAGCAGAGUUGACCAACAACUGCGGCUGUUAGAGCACCAGCUGUCUGCUUCAGUCACAGCACAAUGCUUUUAAUUUUUAUAUGAAAUUAUAGUGUUUGCCUAUUAAAAUUUACUUAAGCUAGAACAGAGUGACUUUUGGCAACCCUGUAACUCUGCAAUGGACAUACAGAAGCAAUUGGCAAAAAGCCUAUUAUAGCCGUUUCAAGAUCCACUACCUAGCAGUUGGGGCUGGUGAAGUUUGCAGAGUUGGUCAUUGAACUCUAUUUACCAAAUCCCUGACUCUGUAAAGUCAUACCAUUUACAACAACCUAUAAAUUACUUCUACUUCAGAGGGUCAACUCCAUCUGCUAUUGCAUUUACAAUUUAAAUCCCUAGGACACAGGCCUAAUGCAAAGCCAAUUGAUAACAUCAGAAAUGUUGUUAGAAGAGACAAUGCAUGUCUGGUCUAUACCCUGACAUUACUUGCUCAUUGUCAAUGGCAUCUCUAUCCAAUAAAGAGGAUGGGGAAGUGCACAUAUUUCAACUCUGCAUUUUUAACUCCAUUAGUCUUACUUCUACCCCUCACCCCACAAAGAUUUGAGGUGACCAUGCUGCAAAUGCCCCUAGGGACCAGCCUCCACUUUUAUCAACUGUGUACUUUUUUCUUUUUGAAUUAUUUUUAUUUUUUAUUUUUUUUGGGUAAAAUAUUGUGGUGGAGGCUGAGAUUUCCAGCUUGUAAUCCACUGGAGUAUAUAUUUCUCUGUACUCGCUGUUUUGAUUUUUGGUUUGAAAUUUAACAUUAUUGGGUAGUAUGUGGUCUUCUAAAAUGUCCUGCACUUUGGCAGAAGCUGAGCUCUGGCUUUCUUGAGAAGUUCUUUUGGUCCUUCUAGUAAAUGCCCAUUGUUCUUGUGUUCAGUGCAAUGCAAGAAAAUAACAUCACUCCCAGGGGUCCUCAAACUCCGGCCCCGCAGAUGUUGCUGAACUACAACUCCCACGAUUCUUUGAAUUACAUAGCCAGAGAAUCAUGGGAGUUGUAGUUCAGCAACAUCUGGGGGGCCGGAGUUUGAGGACCCCUGCUCUAGGCCGUAAGGCUUUGGGUUCUAAAUAGUUGCACUCUGAACCGCCUGCCUUGUUAGAGGUUAAUGCUAAAAUAAAUGAUACCUGAUGGACAGGCUUACAGUUAUGGUACAUAAUUCUUUGCCUGCAUAUUAAAGUGUCAUAUUUAAAUUCUGUGUUUAUAAUCCAAUGCAGAAUACAUGUAUUAAAAUAUAAAUAUAUCGCAUCACUCUCAAAUGAAGCAUCAGCUAUAUUUUUGCUUUUGCAAUAGGCAAGUUUUAGCUUUUUGUAGUAAACACGUUCUUUUCAGAGAAAAUACAGUGUUUACAUUAUAGUCUUGUGAUAACUGGUUACUCAGAUGGCUGCUAGAGAUGCUUCCUGGGGUGGAGAGCACUGAAAUUCAGUGUCUCCACCCUCUGCAUGGUGACACUGAACUUUCCUCGUAGAGAUGCAUUAAUUCAAUACAUCUCUCUGAGGAGAUGCUGAUUGGCCAGGGCUGUGUCUUCCCCUGUUCUGCUGCUUUAACAGUUUCAACCAAUCCUAUGGGAAAGCAUUUUGAUAGACUUAGAGAAUCACUUAUGUAGAUGAUGCAUUAAAGGGACACUAGGCACCCAAACAACUUCAGUUCAUUGAAGUGGUCUGGCUGCCAACUCUCAUCACUCUUAACCCUGCAAGUGUAAUUUUUGCAGUUUUUAUAAACUGCAAUAUUUACAUUGCAGGGUUAAGUCCUCACCUAGUGGCUCUUUUCUUCCGACUUUUGGUUGUCUAAACGAUGCUGGACGUCCUCACGCUAUGCAUGAUGACCUCCUGUGUCGCAGGAACCCCCAUAGGAGAAAGGUGUAAUGCGUGCGCGGCCACUGCCACACAUUAGGUGUGUGUCCCCCCCCACCGAUGUCCACGGGUAGAGCCUGACCCAGUGCUGAGGGACAUCAGCGCUGGAUUCAGGUUUUAACCCCUUCAGAGACCCGGGAGGGGGGGUGGGAGAAGGCACUCCAGGGUCAUCUAGUGCCAGGAAAACUGUUUUUUCCUGGCAUUGGAGAAUCCAUUUAAUCAUAUCCAGAAAAAAUAAAUUUUAUUGUUGUGUUGUAAUGUGUCUCCUUAGACUUGUGAAUGUUAUUCGACCUAUUGUGUAUAGUCUUCUGUCUUUCUGUCUGCAUCUUGUUGAAUAUGUGACAACCAAUCCUCAUUCUUUUUGGCAGAAGAGACCAAAAAUGAUAGUGCUGACAAAGUUGCAGAAAAACUAGAAGAUCUCUCUGUAAAGGACAAAGUGCAGGAGAAGGAAGUGGACACCAAGCAAGAGAAGGAAGUGGACACCAAGCAAGAAAAUGAAGAAAAGCAAUAAGUCAUCCAGAGCCUUGUACACUUAAAUUUUACAAGGACUUUAUAACCACGAAAAAAGAACUGAGUUCAAACGUUCAGGUUGUUUUUUCUAAGCUUUUGCCUCUCAGAAGAUUUCUUCAGAAAAAAAAUCCAUUCCCCAGUCAUGAAAAUGUACUGUGUUCACUUUCUUUUUCCAUAGUGGAAACACUUAUUUAUAGUCAUCCAAAUUAAUGAAUAAACCUGUUUGAAAAACGUGCAAAGGACACGACUGGAUUCUAUAAUAUUUACGCAUAUGUAUUCUAUAUCUGCUCGGGGUCAUGAGUGCAUAUGGAUGUGGUUAUACUAAGCUAUUCUUAGGUUGGUGUCAUUUUGAAUGAUUCAGAGGGAAUGUUUUUUUUUUGUUUUGUUUUUUGCCACUGGUAGGAUGACUCGUUAUGUUUGAAGAAUAAAUCUGAGCUGAGAAUAAAGUCUUGUAAAUUUUUCUAACAAGCUUUUAAUCCAUGUGCAGAGAAGUGGCAUGGACCCAUUUUUAAGGUCAAUGUUCUUACCUCCAAAUUCCUUGCCUAGCAGAAAUACCUUGAAAAAUAACAAUUAGUUGGUGCAGUUCUUACAUGGCACCUGUACUAAAAUGCAUAUCUGUAUUUUGCAACUGCUGCAUAGCUUCCAAUAAAUGUUUAAAAAAAAAAAAAAAAAAAUUCAAUAAAAUGCCAGUUUUUGUUUGCCUAGUAUAUAUGUGUAACCUUUAAUAGGUUGAGUUAUGAAGACUUUUUGCUGUUCCAUGGAAUUAGGGACACCUUCACAGGGUUCAAACUUAAUUCUGAAGCACAUUGGCACUAGCUAGCACCCCCAAAAAAUAUUUACCAUGCCAUGAUUUUUUUCCUAUUUAAUGGAAAAGUUGCACAUGUUAAGAUUAAGAAAUGCUUUUAUAUUGCAUUACUACUAAUCUAACUUGCUUGGAAUGUACCAAGAUACUCAAUAAAGCAACUUCUUUAAUGUAGAUUUUAAUGCUUUCGAGAAUUGUAUUGCAGAUUUAUUUUUUUUU